Molecule: messenger RNA, 55750 nt
Organism: Pelobates cultripes (western spadefoot toad)
Lineage: Eukaryota; Metazoa; Chordata; Amphibia; Anura; Pelobatidae
Source: the annotation of a GenBank genome assembly
AUGGCGGCUGUGACAUUACUGAGGAGCUGGGCUGCUCCCGCCCGGCUGCUGGCAGGUGCGUGACUGACUUCCCGCCCUGAGCCUCCCCAACCGCCACACUCCGCGCGCUCACACUUCCCCCGCGACACUGGCGCGAGGCACAGGGACGCCCUACCCCCACCUCCUACCCAGUCCGCCACAACUCUAUGGUGCUCCCGCGCGCCCCUGCCCUGUCAAUGUCAUGUCCUCCCCCACCAACAUGGCUCCAACAUGGGGGGGGACCUGGCUGGCUGGCUCCAACAUGGGGGGAAGGGGGGGACCUGGCUGGCUGGCUCCAACAUGGGGGGAUAGAGAGAGAGGGACUAAUAAAGUUACAUUACAUUGUACAGUCACUGCUUUCUCUCUAUAAUACAGUAUAAUACUUGGAGUAAUGUAUAAAAGUACAAAGUAUUUUACAUUUAAACCAGUACCUGUCCAGACUGAAAGCAUCAUAUCUUCAGAGAGUUAAAAUGCAUGUUAUAUAUUAAAAUAUCACCAAAAUAGAGCCUGUCACCGUGUGGAGUACGAUUAAUACAAUUAUAAUUUGUAAUAUAUUUUAUUAAUAUAUAUGUUAUAAAAAGGUUUUUUUAGGUACAUGUUAAGCCAGAAGUUAAGUAUGUGUUUCGGAGUGGGGGAGGGGAGAAGGGGGCUGCCCAGCAGUAUGUAGAGCACAUGUGGUGCAAUUAGGAAAAACGUUAAUUAAAAAGUUAUUCCAAUCCUUGUGGUCAUGGUGUUGGGGGUACCCUGGCCCGGUAAUGAGGCAACACUAUGUUUACUGUGGGUCCAUUGACGUGGUGCCUGCUUUUGCAGAGCCGCAGAAAUCGCCGCCAUCGCCAUUCAUUGGUAGGUGGCUUUCAGCCAAUGACUAUCUGUGCAAAAAAAGUUCCACAGAAUAGACAUUAGGCAGCCCCGAACUCUGAUGACACCCUAAUUAUGCAUAAUCAUAAUGAAAUGCCAGACAUACAGACUCCGGGCACCAUAAUCACUUCAGGAUCACUGAAGUGACCAUAGUGCUUAGAGUAACCCUUUAAUCAGCUGCUUGCACUACUGCAGCAUAUGGUUGCUACAUACUACAUGGAUGAGCUAUUCAUGUACUGCCCAUUGGUCUUUAGAAGCAGUGCAAGAGCUGGAGAGCAUAGCAGGCCAAGCACACCAGGACACAUGUUAAUUAAAGGGACACUGUCGGCACUAUAACCAUUUUCAUCAUACUACAGCCACUUCAAUGAGAUUAGUUAGCGCGCCUACAAUGUCCUUUUUAAGGUUUCCAGAUUGGCUGUGUUUAUCCCGGACAUGCACUUUAUUAUUAUUGCCAUUUAUAUAGCGCCAAUAGAUUCCGUAGCACUUUACAAUAUUACAAGAGGAGGGAUUUAACUAUAACUAGGACAAUUACAAGAAAACUUAUAGGAACGAUAGGUUGAAGAGGACCCUGCUCAAACAAGCUUAGUUUAUAAAUGCACUUAUUUAUAUAGUUGUUUUUCUAUUGAAACAUGCUGUCCAAUGGAGUUUCCAGUGGUAUCAUAUCCAAAGUUAAUUUAUUACAGUAGUAUGAGGGAAUGUAUGUAUAUAAAAUCAGUCUUUGGCACAGCACUUGACAACUUGCUUAUCUUGGUGCAGUCUCUCAUGGUGUUACAUUGGCAGAAAGGGGAAUACUCAGGGGACUUCACUGAUAAAGAUAAACAUGCUUUUGUUGCAGCAUAAAAGACCAUGAACACUUCACUCUGACUGGGACAUUUUUAUUUUUAUAGAGAGAGAGAGAGAGAGAAUAUUUUUUUCCCCUCUUUGUUGUAUAUGAUGUUUUAAAAUAAAUUCAUUUAUCAUCAUUUUAUUGCAGUAAAAUUCUCCACCAUCCUGUAUCUAGCGUUAUCUGCAAGAAAUUUCUAAUUUUAUUUUCAUAUUUGUAAUUUACCCAGGUACACUUCAUGCCCGCACCACAAGUAUAGGGGCAUGGCAGCAUUGUUGCAGCCGACGAAACUUUAGUAACAGCAGAAUUCUUGUGGAGUUGGAUGAAGCAACAGGUGAGACUAUAUGGGAUGGGGGGGGGGACUGGGCAAAGUAGGGCACCAUAGUGUUAGGAUUAGUCAUCUUCCUAAAUUUAUAGUGUUCCUUUAACUAAAGCAAAAAUUGUAAUAGAAAAAAAAAUAAUACAAUUUUAGCAACAUGUUUACUUUGUCCGUUCACGUAAACCUCCCAUUUUGUAUUUACACUGUGGAUUAGGUAGCAUUCAUUCUGAAAAGAAAUAUCCAGAAUAUCCAGUAUGAGUGCGGUCGACUGGUCUAAGACAUUCUAAUUAUUUAAGGCCCAGCUUGAGAGGAUAGCUAUUAGUGAUUUAAUGACUGUGCCGUACAGAGAUCGUACCAGCGAAGGUUAAUAAUAGCUGACAUUGCUUAACAACCAGAUAGUUCAGCUGGUUUCAUAAUCUCUCUCAGAAUAUAAUAAGGCUUUUAUGUUGCCGAAUCUGAGUUUUAAGCCAUAUACUUGACAUUACUACUAUAACUCUGGCACUAAUCCUGCUAAAUUGGCUGAAGAAUGCUCCGUGGAACUUUUGUACCGACAUUUGCCUGUGUUUGGUAGAUAUAGCCUGUGCUAGGCUUCUGAGCGGCCUUCGACCAUACUCGAGGCGGGGAAGGCAGAUGAUCCUCUGCCUUGUCUGGAAGACAGCUUGCUUAAGAGCCCUGUUCGACUUGUUUAUACACACAAAUUGUGCAGUAUAUCGAUGCCAUGUAUCGUUUUGUCUUUUUCUCUGUCAUUAUCUAUUAAGUACUUAUUGACGCUGUCAUUGCUUGCUUGUAACCUCUUGCACAACAAAAAAUAAAGAAUUCUAAAAAAUAUUUAGAAUUUUAGUAAAACUUUUGUGAGAUUUAUGAUUAUUGGUAAACUGAAAACUAAAUAGUGACUUGAAGACUUAGCAACUUAUUUCAUUCUGUUACACAAGUUUUGCAGUUUGGUUUUCAAUUCGCAACAACGCAGAAUGUUUAUUUCCCAUAAUACGCUAGUGAGAACGUUUUCUCAUGUAUAACUCUUAUCAGGUGCAUUCUUUAAAAAAGACCCUUUUCUGCUCCAGUGAUGCAGGCAGUUCCCCCACCCCCACCCCCACACACACACUCCCCAAAAAAAUAAAAAGUCUGUUUUCUAAUGGGGACAAUUAGCCAUAUAUACUAAACUGUGAAUUUACCAGAAAGUGUAAAAUUGCAGGACAAACUAGAAGAUAUCACUAACUCUGCUGCGAUUUUCGAUUCAGUUCAUCACAUUUCACAUGUUUAGUAAAUAAACCCCUAAUUAUUUUACUAACAAAGCUAUAUCCCAGUAGAGACUCAUUGGAUGCUAUAACGUAUGACCCACAGUGAAGUACUUGUUCAUCUUAUUAUUUGUGUGUACACAUAUAUAUAUUUGUCCUCUUCUUUCUUUUUUCCUUUCUAGUUCACACAGACACUAAAUCUAAAGAUCCGUGUUUAAACAUUUAGCAACUGGCUUUACGUCCUAGGCCCAUAGUCCCGUAUGCUUUCCAUUGACAGCAUGUAAUGUAUGACUACAUGCCGCACUGCAACAGGCCUAUAUCAGGUUUCUGACUAAGGUGAUGUGCCCUAGUGAUCAAAGGAAGCAUCCUACGCUCCCCUGAUCUGCUCUCAUGCUGAUAAGGCCUGCGUACGCUGUAAUAUUUUUUUGUAUUAUUUUUUCUCUCUCUCUUUUCUCAGGGGUGGCAGUUCUAAAAAUGAAAAACCCUCCAGUCAACAGCAUGAGUUUGGAGUUUCUAACAGAAUUUUCCAUAACCUUAGAGAAACUGGAGAUGGACCGCGGAUGUCGAGGAGUUAUCCUGACCUCUGUAUGUGUAAAAACUGGUACUUUGCCCUGUGCUCUAACAAUUUGUAAUACGCAAGUUAUAAUAAAACAAAAGGAGUAAUAAAUUAAUAAAAAAUAUUCUGUGGACAUUCAGUAUGCUUAGUGAUAUUGUAACUCUUUUCUUUCUUUUUUUAAAAUGUAUUAUUAUUAAACAAAUGGAAUAUACAGGCACAUUUUCAGUAUCACUGAACUGUCGUACAGUAUCUGUGCUCGAGUACAAAAUAGAAAUGAAAAACUACGUGUGGUUUUUUGGGGGUGGGGGGGGGUUUACUCUAAACACAAUUGUUCUGUGUGUUGUUGCUUUUUUUUUGUUGCUUUUUUUAAAUUCACUUACUAAAUAAUUUUUGUUCCAUCCAUUGUUUAGGUUGUUCCCAAAAUUUUUUCUGCGGGUCUUGACAUCACUGAAAUGUGCGGUAAAAGUGCAGAGCACUGUGCAGCUUUCUGGAGAGCUCUGCAAGAAUUCUGGAUAAAACUGUACGGAUCCAACAUGAUGACAGUAGCAGCCAUUAAUGCAAGUAAUCCUCUCUGGUACUAGCAAAGCAUGUUGGGAUUGCAGUCAGGACACCAGUACUUAUUUUGAGCCAAUGCGCCUUGUAAAUCUAAAUUCUGGAAAUUCACAGAAAUGUUUAAAUUAUAAUGAACAAUCACAAAGAGCGUUUUUUUACAUGAUAUUAACAAAUAAGAAGUUUUAUGUUCCCCAUUCCCUUUUCUCUCUCUUUCUUAUAAUUAAUUUUACUUUAUUUUAAAGAUAAUUAUUAUUCUCUGUCUCUCAGGGUUCCAGUCCUGCUGGAGGCUGCCUCAUGGCAAUGUGUUGUGACUAUCGAAUCAUGGCAGACAGCCCAAAGUUUGCAAUCGGCUUGAACGAGACGCAGCUUGGUAUAGUCGCACCAUUUUGGUAGGGCAUAAAACAAAUCGUUUUAGUACUAAUUGCGCUACAAGAAUAUUUAUACUCUGGUUAUUUAUUUUCUUUAAAUCAUAACAAGUUUGGUACAGCUGGGGACUGCAAAGCAGUGCAUCUAAAUUUGUGAACUUCAUGCAAAACAAAAAUUGAAAUCACUGUGAAAAUUCAUAUGAAUUUGUUGUUAAAUGUGACCAAUUUUUUGCAGAGCAGUUUAAUGGGGGCUUGACAUCCACACACCUUUUUAGCCUCAUCCAACAUGCAAAUUACAUUUAGCCAUUUUCUUUUAGUAUCUGGGUUGUUGUCUUUGUUAUAUAUAUUUUGUGUAAGAGGGACAAUCUUACCUCUAGACACUGUAUGGAUUGUUGAGUAAACGUGCAUAAUUAAUUCUUAAAGGAUCACCUCAAGUACCAUAAUGGCUGCCAUUUGAUGAAAUUGUUAUGGUUGUAGCAAGCUAUAUCUGAAAACGUUGCAUUUUAAAUCCCUACGAUUUAACACACCUCCACCUCUAUCCACCAGAGGCAUCGUAUCCAAACCCUCUGUCCUUGAACGCAGACUUUGAGCAUGGUCAAGCUGUUAAAGUCUUUCUUGUUCAUUUGCACAAGCCAUGCUGAUGUAAUUAAUCUUCUCCUGCUACUGACAGGUUCAAAGAUGUUAUGUCAAACGUAAUUGGUAAUCGCAUGACCGAGCAAUCUCUCCAGCUGGGACAGAUGUUUCCUGCCCCAGAGGCGCUGAAGAUAGGUCUUGUGGAUCAGUUGGUACCAGAAGAUAAAGUAGAGAGUGCCGCAGCUGCCGUCGUGACUCAAUGGCUCAAGGUUCCAGGUAAUUAUUGUAGAAAGGUCUACAAAUCCCCAACAUAGACCUGUAUUCUAUGUUGGGGAUUUGCAACCCUAAAGACAAUCACUUAUCUCAUAUUUAUUUCUGUACAAAGUAAUGACGUUUAACUCCACCAUUUUAGCUAUAGGCAAACUGAUCUAACUAGGAUUAUUAGUUUAAUGAACUCUAAGUGACUUUCAAGUGUUGGGGAGGAGGGCAUUUUGCCUGAGGUUUGGGUUUUUUUUGUGGAGGUUUUAUUCUAUUCUAUUUUGUUUUUCUUGGUCAUGUUGACCUCAAUGCUCUGAUUAUUAAUAACCCCUUUAUUUAGGAGCCUUUUUUUUCUGUGUCUCCUGUUACUCUGAAAAGAUCUUCACUUAGGGCGUAUUAUUGUGGUUCUGUCUUCUCUUUCUGUAUCUGUUUGUCUGUGCCUCACUUUCUCUCUCUUUAAAGCCUUAUAAUAUACACCAGUGUUUCCAAAUGUUUAGCAAUAUUACAGACUGUAAUGUAUGAAAUAUUAUGCUUCAUUCACAGACCAUGCCAGGCAGCUCACAAAGUCCAUGAUGCGGAAGCAGUACGUAGAGAGGCUGGUGAGCCAAAGGGAAGCAGAUAUCAACAACUUUGUUAGCUUUAUCACAAGGGACUCUAUCCAGAAAUCUCUGCAGGCAUACAUGGACAGACUGAAACAGAAAAAGUAGUAAUCUGCAAAAAGCAGGCAGCACUGUAGAAAACUAAAAUUGGCCAUUACAAAAUAAAAACGUAUGAUGUGAGCAAGAACAGAAUCCUCAACCUUUAACCACUGUGGCUUUUUCUGCAUCAGUUCCUGCUGUUAAAAAAUUGGAUCUUUUGUCUUCCAUAUGCUAACCUCCUUCUUUAAAUUUCUAAUUCUAUUUAGACAAAUGACAUGGAGCCUUAAAGAUAUGAUCUGUAGGUUGCUCCUAGCGCGACCUGUUUUCUAUGUUUGAUCUUUGAGUACACAGGUAUCGUCAAACACACAUUUAUGUCAUUUAUAACAAUGAACUUUAAUAAUUUGUGAUGAAUAAAUAUAUUGUAUAUUUACAGUUUUUAUGUUCUUCUUUCUGACAUGAACCAGUUAUUCGCUAAACACGUCGGUGAGCGUUUGGUUUGGUUUUAUACUUUUACUACUGAAAGCCUACAGUAACUGUUCAGAAUGUGUCCUUUUCACUGGCAACCUUGAUCAAGCUCUGGAUUUACUCCUAAUAUGCCAAAUGUGGAAAUUUAAAAAACAAACACAGCCUAUUGAAAACGCCUGUCUCCAUGAACAGUUUUAAAAUAGUACAUAUCUAACUUUCUGUUUUGAAGAUGGAUUGUGCAUUAACACGCAUUAUCUGGCUCAAAGGGUGGAUUAUGUAUUACCCGCCUGGAAUUAAAUUAUCCAAUCAUGGCAUUGUCAUUGUAAAAGCCCUGCUUGAAUGUCUAUUUAAUUGCAACGUUGGUUCUAGGACUCUUAAGUGGGCUUUUUUUGAUAACACAACUUGAACAUAUUUUUACUUUUGUCUGCACUGCUUUUCAGGCAGAGUGCCUGCAAGGAGAUGAUGCAUCUUCCCUCCUCCGGAGCUUCUUUAUUUGUUUUUUUAAAAAGAAACCCUCCAUCUGCCUCCCACCCACCCCUCGCUGGCCCAGAGCACGCAUAUGAGAUCUGAGCCUGCAAAUAGAUCCGAUCAAAGGCUUCCCUAUGAGAAGCCGAUUUAUUGGACUGCGCACAGGCACAGCGAUAUCAGGUGGGGGAGCCUAAAAGCAGCGCUGGGAGCUUUGCAUGGCGCUGGAUUUCAGAUAAGUAAAAUCUUUUAUUACAGGUUUUACAGCGCAGUGCCAAUAGUGCCUAUUACACCAGAUAGGUCCCCCCUCUCAAAUGUGUUAUAGUUACCCUUUAAGGCCAGAGUUGCCAAACUGGAGGCAUAGAUGACUUAGAGAAUUUCCCCAGUUUGGCUAUUUUGUCUUUAGUAUGAAAUCUCAGCAAUUCUUACUGUAGUGAAUAACCCUGUAAGUGAUUCUGGGUUAUAUAUACUAAAACAUAUCAAAUAACUAUAGUUGUUGCACUUGUAUACAAAGUUCAAGGUAAGGGACACAUAUGAGGAAAUGUAGUCAGUAAUAUGCUUUUCGACAUAAGAAGCCACAUUUUAUUUUAACAAUGAUCAAACAUUCUGACCCAGCAUAUCACAUAUAGGCUAAACCUAAAUUAAUACAGCCGUUUCAAAAUGAUAUAUUGUGAACAUUUAUGGGAUGAACUCUCAACUCUAAACACAUAUUUUACUAUACAUUUGCACAUGUUGCUAAAAUUGUAUAUAAUGAAAGAUAAAUUUACAUCGUGGCAAUUUAUUAAAUAUGAAUAUUAUGCAUAAAAUGUAAUAUCAUUCGGAUUACUACCACCUGUUUCCAUCUAGAUACUGGUACGGCAACAGAGGAGGCUUUACCUCUUUAAACCCGUAAGGACUCAGGUCAUGAUAUGAGUUUUAUUUUAAUUAAAGUGGCACUUCAAACUUACCUUUCUCCUGUUGUUUCCUCUUUCAGAAUCUGUUCUUUUCUUAAUUUCUGAUUUUUCUCUUUAAAACAUUAAAACAAUGUAGGAACUAUUUUGUCUUCUGUAUUUUUCCUACGCUUGACUAUGGUGGAACUUAAAGGAUCACUAUUGUGUAAGGAAAACAAACUCGUUUUCCUGUCCCUAUAUAAUCCUUAGGACCCCCUCCCGCUGGGCUGAAAGGGUUAAAACCCCUUCAAUUACUUACCUUUAUCCAGCGCCAGGCUCCCUCGGAGCUGGUGAACUCUCCUCCCACCCCCAUGUCGGCUCCUGAGUCGCGCGCGUAUUCAAACAGUCCAUAGUAAGCAUUUCUCAAUGCUUUCCUAUGGACGUUCUGCACGCUGAAAGCGAUUUUCGCAUUGAGCGUCGGGGAAGUGCCUCAGGAAGACAGCCACUAGUUUCUCUGAAACUGCCAUGUUUACAUCUGAAGGGUUAAAACCUGGGGGACCUGGCACCCAAACCACUUCAUUGAGCUGAAGUGGUCUGGGUGACUAAAGUGUCCCUUUAAGACAAGCUCCACUUUGUCAAGAUAACAAAGAAAGCUUCCUUUAAGCCUACCCUAUGCCACAAUUGUCAAGUGUAGGCAAAACACAUCAAACAAAAUAGUCCCUACAUUGUCAUGUUUUAAGACAUUUUCUUGUAUUUUAUGUAAAAAUGAAGAAAAGAACAGAUUCUGGAAGAGAGCCGAGGAGAAAGGUCAGUUUAGGUAACCGAGCCACUUUAAUCGAUGUUACUAAACAUGUACUUUUUUUUUUUUUUUUAUAUAUAUAUAUAUAUAGUUUUAUUUUAUUUUCCAUUUGCCUAUAAUAUUUCUACUGAGUAUAGGACAACAAAGCAUGAAGAUAAAAAACAUGAUUUCCUUUUUAAAAAUUAAAAGAAAUUGCAGGGUAUACAGGGAUUGAGUACGUAUAAUCAUAUAUUCUAAAAAAAAAAAAUACGAUAUAAAAAGUAAUUUCAUGUUUCACUUUUUGGAAUUAAAGGGGGGAAAUGGCACAUUUAAAGAGCUGAGCAGCUUUGUAAUGUAGUGUCUGCAUCCAAUUUAAAAUGUAGAAUUUAAAAGAUCAAGAUCUAUCCAUGUGUAUCCGUAUGUGAUUGGUUCUUUCAGCAGAGAUGUGUGCUCCCCAUAGGAGGUUUGGCUUGCCAUGUUUUGGUAACUGACUGAGUUUAAGAUUAGCGCGAUAAAAGUACUGGGAGGCAUAUUGCGAUUCGUCUAAAAUUUACCAUGAGAGUGCUUAUGUGGCAGAGCCGGUUUAUAAAACAUUGAUCAAGAUCUGUCAGGAAAUUAUUUAUGUUAAUCCACAGACCAAGGAAAUUAAAAUUAGGGAAUGAAGGUGUGUUGAAGUUUAGGUCGAAUAAUUUUAAGGACCUCUAAUUCGGAUGACUUAAAAGAGAAUUAUCUAGAGCAUAUUCUUGUCAGGAUCAUAUAUAAAUUAAUUUCAAAAUUUUCCACUAUAAAAAUCUGGAGAAAAAAAAUUACAGUUCUGCUAUUUGGAUUUGAAUGGAUUGCCUCUAAGAAUGGUAUAAAUCAUACGAUAAAUGAUUUUGGGCAGCCUGUGAUGGUUCUAUUGAUGGCCAUUGCUACUCUUGUUAGCACCAGGAUUUUCUGAAAAUGUAAUUCUAAGAAAUAUCUUCAAACCAUUUCAGCACCUUUUCACCAAAAUCUUUGUCAGUGUUGCAAGUUUAAAAACAACAACAAUUUCAUCCUAUUAAAAAGUAUCCUCAUUGAUAGAGAGUAGAAGUCUGGUCUUUAUAUUAUCAAGGGUACAAUCAGUAUCGUCCCUUGCUGAUGUGAUUGAGGGAGCCAAGGAACAUAGAAAUAAAAGUAAGAUUUUUCAAACCAUGCAUCAUUAGUCUAUGUCCAUCUUAACGCCAGGGCUGUCAUUUUGCCCUCAAUGCCUUUGAGGUCACAGAAAGACCGGACCAAGGUUCCAUCUAAUUUCUGAAACACAUUCAUAUUAUCUAACGACUUUUAAAUGAUAAAUAAUCUAUAUUAUGUACACUUUGUGUAUUUAUAAGGGUGUAUAUAAAAAUGUAGUGGCGGUGUGUGUAAGUGUUUAGUAUAUUCACAUAUAAGGAAGAUGAGUACUGGUAUAUGAAUUUUCGGAUAUGAAGACUGAUAGCUGCAUCCAAGGUACAUCCUGACAUCACACGGGGCAAAUGCAGCUGAAAUCACCAUGUUGGGAGGGUACAUUCUGUCCUUCUUCUUGUUGAAUUUGGAAAUCCUACCUCAAGCAGAUUUCAGAUCCAUCUCCACAGGGAAAUGAUCACUCACCGCUAAAGCCUGCAAAUAUAUAGAUUUUGUUUGUGUUCACUUAGAAUCAUUAUACAUAAAGUGGUUAUGGUGUCACUGCAGUCUCAUUGCUCAAUUCUCUGCCAUUUAGGAGUCAAAUCACUUUUAUGUAGCCCUAGCCACACUUCCCAAGGCUGAGACUCAAACAGCUCCCUGCACACUUCCUGAAAACAAGUAUUCAUGGCACUGUGUUUAAUUUAGAAUUUUACAUCUCCUUCUCUGUUAAUUGCUUGCAUUAGCCGCCUGUGUGUGUUUACAUUUUCUUUUAUACCUGGUACAGAAAAAGUGAGUUUAGCACGCAGACUAAACCCUAUUUUUAAAAUAUCUUAUGUUCCAGUAAGCAAUUUUAAAAAGAUUAAUAUUAUUGUUAAAUAGUUAUUUUAGGGGCAGGACCAGGCACCCAAGAUGGCAGGACGUGCUUUCUAGUUGCUCCUGCUACCUCGAAUUUACCUUGAGGAUAAUCUGCGUUCAUCCUGCCACAUGACACUCAACUAAGUCUGCUAAAAAUUUUAUAUGCUGGACUCUGCUAUCGUGGCAUUGUCGGCCUGUAUGUUAUUUUGUUAUGCACAACAAAAAUAAAUAAUUUAAAAAAUGAAAAUAGUUAUUUUAUUUAUUUUGUAUUCAGUUCUAAAGUUUCUUUUCAGAUUGCAGGACUAAAAAAAAUUCAAUAGUAUAAGUGUCCCUUAAAGAAAAGCUGUACAUCAAUAUAGUUAGUAGACAUUUUUACACAUAUAGCUAUAUACUCACUUCCUCCGCUGUCAUUUUGUGCUUUUUCUGAAAGUUGUAUACUUUGGCGGAGUUUGGAACUAUUGCCUCCUGUAAGUCAGAGCCACUAACUACGAUCCUGAAAAAGAAAUGUAAUAUUCAGAAUACCUAUACAGAGCUAAAUUAUACUAAUAUUACAUUAGAACAGAUCUGUCACCUUUUUCUUAAUGUUUGUUUCUGUUCUCUGAAUGUAGGGGCUAUUGAAUAUCUUGAGAACCAGAAUGCUCAUUUUCUGGGUACUCACUGACAUUAACACACAGUCUAUUUCAUCUUCUACAUUAUAACUCUCCAAUUAACUUUGCUACUUAGAGGUCCUCACUACCAAAGACUCCAAGUUGAUUGCACCAGAGGUAGUUCUUCCAUUGAAGUGAUCCAUGUUUUUAUAGCAAAAUGAAUUACACUACCUCUGAGAUAAUGCCCCGUGAAGACUGAAAAUGUACUUGUCCUGGGGUUGGGGGACACUACUUUACAUUAAAAAUAUUUCAUUUUUGACUUGUGCUAGUAGAAUUAAUGAGAGAACCACUCUCCCCUCUCCUGUCAAUCAAUUCACAGUGAAGACAUCUAAACAUCAACUAACUGACAGACAGACAUGAACAGGACGUCUUUUUACUGAGAGGUUCUCCUGCUCAAUAUCACAACAACUACAGCAUAUACAGGGUAGCUGCUGUGAUUAAUCCUCUCACAUUUAUGUGUCACAUUUGGUUAAGGAAUAUUGGAGUGGAGGGACAGGUAUUGUUUCAUUUUGAUCCCAAUGUUCUGGUUCUGAAUUUGUCUGCAUGUUAGCUCUUUAUAGAACGCUAUAUCAUAGCUCUCUUCAGCAUCUCUAUCCUCACUGUGAAUGAGCCCCCUCUUAGCAGCUGGCCUUUACCUGUCGUAUGCACAGUUUGACGCUCCCACAGUUGUAUCCACCGAGUCUGCGAUGAGCCAGGAGAAGACAUCUUCAUUACGGAGACGGAUAUUAGCCCAAUCAGACGAGGACACGUAGCUGCAGGCGGCAUUAAAAUCUCCUAGGAAAAUGAUGUUCUGCAAAGGAUUAAAGUAAUUCAAUUAAAACCCUUUACAUUCACUUGUAAAAAAAUUUUUUUUUUAAAUUGCCUUUAUAUAGGCAAUUGAAAUGGUUGGCUGCACUCACGGAUUUUUCUUAAAACUUAACUUUUAUUUAAUUAUAUAAGCAGAUCAACGUUUCAGUCCCUCUUGUGGACUUUCAUCAGGAUCAUCCACAAGAGGGACUGAAACGUUGAUCUGCUCUUAUAUAAUUAAAUAAAAGUUAAGUUUUAAGAAAAAUCCGUGAGUGCAGCCAACCAUUUCAAUUGCCUGAAUACUGGAACCCUGCUGAUGCACCCGGUUAUACAACAGUGAAGCCUGAGUGCAAGGUACGAUAACUUUUUUAUAUAUAUAUAUAUAUGUACAUAUAUAUAUAUAUAUAUAUAAUCAUCCAAAAUCUGGCACUCUUUCCAAAGUUAUGUAAUAAUAAUUACAAAAAACACCAGGGUGCUUCUCUGUAUAUAUACAAAGAAAAAUGGAAAAAUGAGAGCACUCGCUGGAUUUAACACAAAUUAUUUGUAUUUAAAUGGUGAACAAAACAAUCAACAUUUCGACCGUCUCGCGGUCUUUAUCAAGAUCAUGAUCUUGAUAAAGACCGCGAGACGGUCGAAACGUUGAGAGCUGAUAGCACUCGCUGGAUUUAACACAAAUUAUUUGUAUUUAAAUGGUGAACAAAACAAUCAACGUUUCGACCGUCUCGCGGUCUUUAUCAAGAUCAUGAUCUUGAUAAAGACCACGAGACGGUCGAAACGUUGAUUGUUUUGUUCACCAUUUAAAUACAAAUAAUUUGUGUUAAAUCCAGCGAGUGCUCUCAUUUUUCAAUUUUUCUUCAUUUAUAUAUAUAUAUAUAUAUAUAUUUACAUACCAAGAGAGCUGUGGCGGGGGAAAAAGUGUGGAUGAAAACCCCUUAGUCAUGAAGAAAGUGGAUAGUUAAUACAUUGCUAAACACAAAUACACACCUGUCAAGCCAGAAGACUUGCUUUUCCGACAGAAAUCUCACUUUAACAGUGCUCUCACUACUGUAAGGGAUUCUGGGUAGGAAUCCAUCUAUAAAGUGGAAUUGAGGCAAAAAUUUGGUUCUUUGUUGAGCUUAUUUGCAUAAACCUACCCAGUAUGACUUGACUGGUGUGUGUUUAUGUUUAUCAAUGUAUUAACUAUAUAUAAUAUAAGUGUAAGUGUGUUCAGGCACAUAAUAGGUAGAGCAUUUUAAAAAGUUUAUAUUAGUAAUGCAAAACAAAAAAUAAAAAAACAGAGAAAGAGUCUUUCAAUGUUCUGAAGGAAUGCGUUGUUGUUGACUUCUUAAGCAGCAUCCAGCAGACAUUAUAAUAACUAACUCGCCAGUUUCACUUGGGUGCUGACUGCAUCUAACAGGGUUAAUCGUUAAAGUGAGAAUUUUGAUCUCCCUGCCCGCUGAGCGAAGGCCCCCUCAAAGCCAGAGCCGAAGCUCCAGGUCCCUGUCUGAGCCCGGACUCUAGGCCAAAGCAUCACAGAGAUGCUGUUCUACCCCUGGUCUCUCCUGCUUUAUAACUUGUAAAUACAUGUGGCAUGAGCAAUGUGUUUUUGAGAAAGGAAACAUCAUAACAUCCUUCACAUUACAUUAAUGUGAUAGCACAGUACAUUUUAUGUCAGCACAACCGGAGCUAACAAUGUACCGGUCCUACAAACAUCAUAAUCUCUGUGCUCUCACCCAAGAAACAUGUCCACAAACCUAUAAGAUGUUUCCCUGUUGUAAUGUCACAACUUACAUCUGUCUCCCAUUUGUUCCACACGUCUUCGUAGACAUCAAAUAACCCAUCUAUCUCACGCACGGCGUCUUUAGGGGCAGCAUGUAAUGGGACUAACACAAAACUUCCGAUAGCUAUAGAAAAAAGACAUAGACACCACAGUUUAGUGUUGGGUAAAUGUAGACACGACUUAAACUAAUAGCCAUCUCUCCCUCAUUGCAGAACUUCAAUUAACAUUGUCCACUGUGCAAUUUGAUGGUUGCCUCAAGUUAACCAACUGUCGAGUUACAAAACAAGAAGACCACCAAUCUUUGGACCAAUAAUGGAUAUGCCUUUCUAAGUUCCGAACUGGCCUUGACCUAUAUCUUUACAUUAAUGGACACCUUAUAGGCAGGACUGAUCCUAGAGGGGUGCACAGGGCAAAGGCCCUCUACGUUACGACAUAUAAGAUGAUGAGGCAGCCAUAAGAGUUUCUUAAAAGACAGUUUGUUUGGUUGGACUACACCCUUUAAACAAUCUUACAUUUUAAGUAGACUGGUAUAAUUACACAAGAGGUAAAGGUAGGAUAUAUUUCAUGUAAUGGAAAACGAGGGCUGGCAGUAGAUAGAAGAAUUAAUACUUUGUUUUAGAUGACACAGGAGAGGAAGCAAUGUGGGUUAGUGAGGUUUGGGGAGGGAACGAUGUUAACAGUUUCAUUGAUUGAAAUAUAAUCAGCUGCUGGCAUCCUAGUCACUGGGCUAUGUGUGAAUCGGUAUAAAUAAUGCACACAGUACACAGCAGAGGAUGAGAUGACUUCAGACUAAUAAGACAUACUUAGCUUCUUCUGGUAUGUGUCACCUUGCAGUCUCACUGUAAGGAAUCAAGUUAAAUCCUAUGUCUCUCACCUGUUCCCGGGGCGUUGAACAUGACCACAAAUGGCUCCCUGCUAAAGGUGUCCUCUCCGGUGUACAUGUUGUGAUCAUGGAAGUGAUAAGAGUCUUGCACAGAUACUUUGUCAUUCCUAGAAUUAAAAUAUAGAUUAGAGGUUUGGACACAACAUGCAGAUACCCUACCUCUAUUGUAGCGUGGCAGACCUCCGGUCCGGUGCGCGGUACAGGAGCUUUUGUUUCCUGUACCCGGCCGACUGAGCACUUCCUGUCAGUCCGGCCGGGUACAGGAAACGGAUGUUCCUGUACCGUGGACCGGAAGCUCGGCCACGCUACACUGAGGGACAGGCAGGAGGGAGCACUCUGCGCUUCCCUCCUGCUGAUCCCUCUUUACUUGCGCCCCGGGCCAGUGCGCCCUCAUGGACAAGCCGGCCCAGACAGUGAUGCAGCCGCCUGAGGCUCUCUAUAGAGCGCUCAGGCGGCUGCUGCAUUUGAGUGGUUGGUGCUCCUGGCGGCGCCCCUACCUAAGUUGCCUAUAGGAAGCACCGGCCCUGAGAUAGAACUUGUGUGUAAUUAAAAUGAUAUUCCACUGCUUAAAUCAAAAAUAAACAUCACUGUUUAGUAGAUAUAAACCCAAUGAAAACAUGCAUGGAUUUAAUUACGUAUUUUUAUAUUGUGGGUAUAACAUAAAAACAUCUUACAAACGCUACCGUCCCCUAUUAUCCCUGCCCAGACUUUCUGUGGCUGUCCAAUCACAGACUUCCUAAUGAGAAGUCUUUGCAAGGCAGGUGGUCUGAGCAAUUGCUGCCUCUUCAGUUUACGUCCACUGAGUUAACCAAACCAGGAAGUGACAGGACCUGCUGUCUGAUUGACUGCCAGGUGAAUGUAAAAAGGUUAAUUUAUAAAAGUGUCAAUUUCUUUUGAAAUCUGCAUUUUUUAUAAAAGAAAAUCACAGGGUGAAUUCAAAGUGCAUUUCAAAUUUAAGGCCAGGUGAACCGGAAGCAUAGCUGCCAAUCAGGUUUAAGUAUUUGUGUAAAGCUUGGCCUCCUCGUAUUUUAUUGGCCAGCGUUAACACCUUAGAGGAAGCUGUCUCUUGUUUCUUACCUGUAAACAAAUAGGUAUCGCUCUGUGUAGGUGUCUCGUCCUAAGGUGUCACUGACCAGGUACGAAUAUACAUCUCCAGAUCCCAGGCUAAGGCCACCAAAAGAGAGAGAUAUUAUUAGAUUUUACUAAAACAUAACAUCAAGUCUUGAUUUUAUUAAAGAUACUGAAGAAAGUAUUAUGUUCGUUUGGAUAUCUCACGUAGAACCAAAACCACCAUUUCUCUAGUAUUUUCUCCUGCUCUCCUUCCCUAUAUCCUAUAAGCUUCCCUAUAUCCAGUUCUGUGUCUAAAGAAAUACCAACAUCCUACUUCGUCUGUUCGGAAUCCUGAAUUUCCCCAUCUUUUUCUGUCUUUUCAAAAAUCUCACAAACUAUUUCAACUGUAACACUUGCUCGUUGGGUCAAAUGACUUUGGAUUUGGCCGGGAUUGACAUUUCUGUCUUUGGUUAUUAUUCUUAUUAUUCUUAUUAUUUUAUUACUUAUAUAGCACAAUCAGAUUGGUUCACUUUUUACUUGUGAAGCAGUGGCCUCAAUUUUUCUUUUACAUCAGGAGGAAAUUGGAAGAUAUUAUGAAAUUUGCUGAUUGGUCUAACUUCUAACGAAUCUACUUUUAAUUUUUUUUUUUAAAUCUUAAGCCAAUUCAACACAUUUCUUCCUUUAAACGAGCAUAAUAUGAGCCUCCACGUCUUGUAAUAAAAUUAAUUGAUUUUACUAAGACAUGACGUAAAGUCCUGAUUUUAUUAAAAACACGGAGGCGAGUAUUAUCCCACCGUAUUUUUCUUCCCUCCCUUUUUUUAUAUUUACAUUAUUAUAGCUUAUAGGUAUUAAUUGUAUCUAUUAUACAUGUUUAAUGAUUAUUAUCUAUAGUAAUUUUUGAAGUCUAGUAUAUAUCUAGUUAAUUUCAUAAUUUAGUCAAUAUCUUUACCUCAACGGUUGGUAUAAAUUUACUAAUUUUAUUUUAUUGUGUCCAUGAUGUAAUUCUGCAUGGACAUAUGAAAGUGUAGAGGAUUUUCAUCUAGCUUCACUGAGUCCAAUUUCGGUUUUCUUCAUAUUCUGAGUUACUUGUUAUUCUUCAUUCAAGUUAUUCAUCAUUCGUUGGGUUAUUUUACCAUUGUUUGAUUAGUAACCUGUUUCAGUUGCAAAGAAAGAGGACUUUGGAACGUUGUCUACGAUAUCUAUAAACUGCCAUGUAACCUGAUUGGCUAACCGUUGUAUAUCAGUUGAUGCAAAUUUUUAAAUCUGUUUCCGUUCAUUUAUUAAUUCUCUUUGCAGCUAUAAUUAAGUAAAGAAAGAAAAAUGCAUAGUGUGAGCCUCCGUGUCUUGUAAUAAAAUUGGUAAAAGCUUUCACAAAAGCACAAUACCAAGUAGCAUAAUCAGUGUAGUAUAAAACAAAUAUUAACAUCCCUCAAUAAAUAUUAAAAUCGAAUGCGCUAUAAUUUAUUUUACCGUUUGAAGGAGAUGACAGGGAGUGUCUACUUCCUCAUUUUUGUUUAUAAACCUGUACUACGCAAUUUUAAUUUGCUUUAUGUGAUAUGCAAAAUUGUUUGAAAGCAUGUUUUCAUUAACUUACUGAUUUCUAAUUUCUUGUUGCCCCAUUUAUAAUCAUGUCGCUACUAUAAAACCCUCCAUAUUUUUGUCCUUUAUUCGGUCUCUUGCGUCUCUCCUCUUUUAUUCUUAUUAAGCUGCCAGUUCAUAGUUAUCUGGUUUUUGUACGAUGGAAUGCUGGAAUCAGUGUGAUAUUGCUCAACAUGACAGAACUUCCUCAUUAUUUAGACUAAAUACAUUCAACGUGGACAGCAAUGAUAGGCUGAGAGCAUUAGUACUCAGGUUGCAUGGACUCUCAUAUUGAAGUGUAGUGGUUAUGGUAAUACCUAAUUACAUUAUGAGUCCAUGUAUAAUAGUAUGCCAUUUAAUAUUAUUUCCAGCAUGAGCGUCUCAUGUGAACGAAUGUCUGAUAAUUCUGUUCUGUUACUGCAAAUUGGGUCAAGGUUUUAUGAAGCAGGUGAUUGACAAGAAUGUCUCCCGGUAGAAUUUCUGUAUAUAGGACACAGCAGCAUGACAUUCUCCAUGAGUGAUGUUUGACGUGUGGAUCUUAUCGAUGUAUUUCAUUAUCACUGACUGGUAGUCGGAUUGAUCUCGAUAUUGUCAGACUCCAUGGUAGCUGGGGGAUCUAAUUAUUAUUAUUAUUAUUUCAAAUCUUUACUUACCCAUUGAGCUCAUCCAUGAGUGUUAUGACUGCACUCAGAUCAGUGUCCCUGACUUCCUGAACUAAGACGAUAUCAUAACGAGGCAAUACCUGUAAGUACAAUAUGAGAGUUAAUGCCCUUUUUGAUCUGUUUUUCUCAAACUGAUGGGUCCUUCGUGGGAACAGAAACUAGAGAAAUCAUGUUCCCACAAUUAUCCCAGAGUCCCCAGUUUGAUAUGCAAAUGAGCACAGACAGGCAUUGUGUUUUAGACUGCAUGUCUGCAGAGACAAUGGACACUGGACAGUGUUUUAAACACCAAUUUUCUUUUUAACCACUUAAGGACACAUGACGGAAAUAAUCCGGCAUGAUUCCCUUUUAUUUCUGAAGUUGUGUCGUUAAGGGAUUAAAAAACCAAAGCACGGGCUAUGAACCCAAGUGAUCAGUGACCAGAAGCAACCAUGGACUGAGGUUUCAGGAUUGUGGGUCUCACCAGCAUGGCGCUGUUUCUGGUCAGGAAAUUAAAGUCGCUCUGAGAACAUACGACUGGGUACCAAAAAGAUUAUGGUGAGACCAAACACGAUAACACUCCCCACAGUGGAAAUACAAAAAGGACUGCUACAUCACCUGCCUAUCUCAAGAUGGACUUUGAGAAGUCCUUCUUGGGCACAGAAAUCAUGACUAUCCACAACAAUCCCAGAGUCCCCAGCUUGACAUGCAUAAAUAAUUGAUUUACCUUUAGCAGUAUUGUAGCUACUGCCGGAUUCUUCAUUUUUGAGUCUCCAAAAGACUGGAUGUUAAAUGCUCCAAUCUUCAAAGCUGGAACCGCGCUCAGGGAGAGAGCCAGCGACACCAUAAAGAUUAACCACAACAUCCCUGUAACAAAACUCACAGAUCAGACAUUUGACCUUUCAGAUCAAUAUCAUUAGGCAUGAAACUAUUUUAUUCUAAUGAAAACCAUAUUUCUCUUUUAGGUUUUUCGGAAUUUCUGUUGAGAUUUUACUUCAUAAGAAUAGGCUUUUUUCUUUAUUUUUUAUUUUUAAAUUUGUAAUUUCAAGACUUGUUAAGUUAUAUAAAAAAUGAAUUUUAGCUAAUUGUACACUGAUCAGCCACAAAAAAAAACCUUUCUUAAUAUCGUGUAGGUCCCCUCGUGCUGUCAAAACAGCUCUGAUGCGUUGGAGGCAUAGACUUCACGAGAAUUCUAAAUGUGUCCUGUAGUAUCUGGCACCAAGACAUUAGCAGCACAUCCUUUAAGUCCUGCAAGUUGUGAUGUGGGGCUUGUAUGGAUCUGAUGUGUUGUUCUAGAACAUCUCACAGAUGCUCAAUCGGAUUGAGAUCUAGGAAAUUUGGAGGCCAAGAUAACACUUUGAACUCUUUGUUUUGUUCCUCAAACAAUUCCUGAACAAGUUUUGCAAUGUGGCAAAGUGCAUUAUCCUUCUGAAAGAGGCCACUACCAUCAGGGAACAACUUUGCCAUGAAUGGGUGUAAAUGGUCUGCAACAAUCUCUAGGUAGGUAGUACGUGUCAGAAUAACAUCCACAUGAAUGCCAGGACCCAAGGUUUCCCGACAGAACAUAACAGCAUAACACUGCCUCCGCCUGCCUGCCAUCUUCCCAUAGUGCAUCCUGCUGCCAUCUCUUCCCUAUGUAAAUAAUGCACAUGCACCCGGCCAUCCACCUGAUCUAAAAGAAAAUAUGAUUCAUCAGACCAGGCAAACUUCUUCCAUUGCUCCAUGAUCCAAUUCUGACACUCACGUCCCCAUUGAAGGUACUUUCGACAGUGGACAGGUGUCAUCAUGGACACUCGGACCGGUCUGCAGCUAUGCUAUCCCAUGUUCAGCAAACUACGAUGCACUGGUCAGCAUUAUGUUUUUCAGCAAUUUGAGCUACAGUAGCUCUUCUGUGUGAUCGGACCAGACAGGCUAGCCUUAGCUCCCUAUGUGAAUCAAUGAGCCUUUGGUACCUAUGACCCUGACACUUGUUAACCAGUUGUCCUUCCUUGCACCACUUAUGUUAGGUACUAACCAGUGCAUACCUGGUAGACACCACGAGACUUGAUGUUUUGGAGAUUCUCUGACCCAGUCAUCUAGCCAUCACUAUUUGGACCUUGUCAAAGUCAUUUAGAUCUUUUUGCUUGCCCAUUUCUCCUGCUUCCAGCACAUGAAAUUUAAGCUAUGACUGUUCACUUACUGUCUUAUAUCACACACCUGGACAGAUGCCAUUGUAAUGAUAUAAUCAAUGUUAAUCAGUGCUGUCAGUGCUUUUAAUGUUGUGGCUGAUCAUUGUAAAUGCUUGGCAAAAAUAGCUGAAUUGGAAAAAUCACUCAACUAAGCUGCUUUUUCCAGAUUAGACAAAAUUCUAGAAGUGGUGCAAUCAGCGGGAACAUUCAGUUGGUUUCCAUAGUGACUGCUCAACUUUUAGAAUUUAGCUCCACUUCCUGUGUAUACGCAAACACCAAAGUAACUGCCCAACUUGUUUCUUUAGUCAUGCUUGUCCUGGUCAUAUCUUGACAUAUUAGUAUAUAUGUGUUUUCUUUUUUAGCCAAUCAGAAAAGGCAGGUUUACAAAUGUUUAUGUCCAUUGUCCUGUGGCUGUUAAUUUUGAAAUGCUAAAUUUAGACUUGAUUUAAGUUUAAAUGCUGAAAUUAUGACUCAAGAUCAGCUUGAUUCAGCUAGCAUCAAGGCGAAUAUGUUUUUGUUUGAAGAAUGAUUCAAGCUGAAAUUAACCUCGUACGUAAAAUAGAUAUUAUCUAACUGAAGGGUGUGUUGUUUUUUUAAUCAUGUAGGGUUAUUGAAUCAUGCCUUCCUUUUGACACAUACUUGAACGUUUGCAUAUUUAUGAAGACCCAUAAUUACUCGACUUACAGGCCAUCAGCUUGUCUAAUCACUAGCCGUCAAGAUACAUAUUUUACGUUGACAUCUCGUGACAGCAUUACAUGACAGGCCACAAAUUCAGCCCAAAAUUAAAGGAAAACAUUAGUUAUUAUUUCUGGACUCGUGUUUAUGGACAUUCUACUUAAAGGAACACUCCAAUCCAUUAAAGCACUUCAGCUCCUUGAAGUGCUGUAGCAAUUAACUGUCUGUGCCGUUUGUCUUAUUAUAAAAAUGACGAAUUCAAGAGGAAUCAGCACUUUUAUAUAAACUCUGGGCAGUCGAGAGAGCUCAAUGCAGACGUGGGGACAGCAUACACCAUGCUUCUCAGUGCUUAUCAGUAGGAACCAUUGGAUUGGCCAGGAGAUUGUCAGUUCUGGUGAUCUCACAAAGGCCAAGGGACCGUUUGUCAACUGGAUUAGAGGUAUAUAUAAGAAUUUUUGGUGACUGAGAUGGCCCAAAAUCUAAACUGUAAGUGUAAGACACCAAUGUUAUGUAUGAAAAUUUAUGUUUUUCUAACACUGGAGUCUACACUUAAAUCACACCGUUGACGUGAAGAUUAGACCAUAAUGCUGACAGUUGGCGCACACAGUCUGGCUGUGAGGGACAUAUUUCUUGACCACUUUACCAACAUGGCAGGAGGAUGAGGAAAGUGGGCAUCUUAUGCACAAAUGUGCCUGUUUUCAACCUUCCCUCACCACAUCUCCUCCACCUCUGCAGGUUGGAUGGAGAAGCCAUUAUUGAACAUCUGCUUCAGUUUUGGGUCCACCUCGGGAUCCAUUUGGGGCUGAAUUUGUGGCCCAAAAAAGAACGUUUGGUGAAUGGCAGGUAAGAGGAAUAAAAGAAGACUCCAUGGGACUCUAGAAUCACUUGCAUAUUUACAACCAAACCUGAAUGAGGGUGCGGCUAUUGCUUGUGGGACACAGGAGCGUCUUAUUCUCCAAAUAGAAAAUUGUAGUAUGUUUACUCACCAAUUUAUUCACCGAUUUUAAAAAAUGAUUUCACAAAAAAUAUGUGCAAAUCAAACAUAGUAAAUUAUUUAUUUUGGCAUUGUCUGUUAAUUUUAAAGAUAUUAAUCCCAUUGUACAGCGCCAAAGAGUUUGCUGGCGCUAUAUAAAUAAUAAAAUAGUAAUAAUUAAUCUUAUGCAAACUUGGCAAGCUCUCCCUGGUAUCGAGACUGAUAGUCUAGGGCAAUUGUAUCAGCUUUAUCUAUGACUAGCUACUCCUUACAGAGAUGAGUCUGGUAUUAAUUUUUGCAGUAGGCCUAAAUCCUUCGCAUUGUUUUCUAAAAACUUGUCAGAUACUAUAGUUUAGAAUUAUUGUUACAUGAUUUCUAGUUUGCCUUACAUUUUACAUGUUAGUUACAUAUUUACAGAACACAACUGAUUGGCAAAUAAAGCCUCACAUAUAUUAAAAAUGGGGCUUUAAUGAACAGUCCAAGCACCAUAACCACUGCCACAUGCUAUAGCGAUUAUGGUGUCAGCAGUGCGUUGGAGACCCCGGAUUGCAAGUAUUCAAACUGCUUUAAAAUGGUUUGACUUCUUAAUUGGGGUCCACCUCUACUACUUCAUACAUUAAGAAUGAACUACCUAAGCAGGAGCAUUUGUUAGCCUAAAUUAGGCCCUGCAGUACAGAGCUAGCUCAUUGGCUGAGCAGUCAACUUAUCACUCUCCUCCGUUGAGCCAAGCACGUUGGCUUAGCUUAGACACAGAACUUCUGAUUCUGUCUGAACCUCUGAAGUGGUGGAGGUGGCGAGCAGUACCUCAGAGAUACCUCUUAAGAAGUCACAUGAUUCUAAAAUGGUAUGACUACUUACAGUAGGGGGAGGGGCAGGGGGGGUGUAUGGGUAUGAUUACGGUGCUCCGAGUCUUCCUUUAAGGGUGUAUAAACAAAAAUCCAGAAUUACAGGAAACUCCCUACAGACACAAUAUAAAUAUGCGGCAAUAAAUAAUUUUUCUUGCUUUUCAAGGUGAGGUUUCAAAAUCCUCCUAUGUAGAAAUGGUUAUAUUGUACGACAUACUCUUCCAUUUACUAAAAAAAAAAAAAAGCUUUAUUUACUAAACAGUCAAAUUUCGUGAAAUGAAAUUUUACAAAACGUAGGCCAAAAUAGCUGAUUUUGAAAAAAUAGUCCCAGCUUGGCUUAUUUGAACACAAGUUUGCUAUUCACAACAAUUAACGUUUUGAAUAAACCCUGCAGAGCGUUACGGUGAGGGGCAUUAAGUUCAGUUCAGGUUUUUUUCCCCUAAAUAUUUCAUGUCAGUACCUUUUAUGCUAGGCCCCAGGUGUUCUAACUCCUUGGCAGUCUAAUUGGUAGCUUCUUUAUAUAUCAUAUUACACAGACAGCCUUUGCCGAUUUUAUCUAGGGGUAAUUAUAGGGAAUAAAUGGUAAUUAUUUACUAAUCAGGCCCCAAUGAAAUUAGAAGGCAAGAGAGUAAAUACUACGACGUGUGCUACAUCAUUUUGUUAAUUGAUUGAAAAUAAUUUUCAAUAAAAAACUUUAAUUACAAGCAAACAUUCAAACGUGUUCUAUAAAGUACUUUAAAUGCCUUUGGUGCGAAAAGUGCUUUAUAAAAAUGUUAGAUUAGUGGGAGUUAUUAUCCAUAGCUGAUGCUAUUUUAAGGGCGCUCUCUCCUGAGCAGAAUUUAUGGAGGCAGCCAAAACUAGCCAGGGAGUGUAACUCUCACUAAUGUCAGACAGAGAUAACCUAACAUAUCUAAAAAUAUCCCUUACACUUGUAUUACCCCUAACAUUAAAUAAACACUACAGCACCCUAACCACUACAUCCUGCUGAAGUGGCUAUGGUGUGCCGGAGUUGCCUGGCGCCCCUUUGUAAGUAGUCAAAUUGUUUUAGACUUCUUACCAGGGUUCUGCCGGACACCGCUCCCCGCCUCCGAGAUGUUAGCUCUCUGUCCAGGCUAAGCAUGGCAGUGCAGGGCUGAGCUCAUUGGCUGGGAGUAAUGAGCUGCCACUCUUAGCCAUUGAGAUGUUCCUGCACGAAGGAGCUUUAGGCUCUCUGUCAGAAGUAGAGGAGGAGAGGAGCAGUACCCGGUGGAUCCCAAAUAAGAAGUCCAAAAAUUCAAAAAACAUUUCAUUACUUACAGUUGCCAGGGCAUUCCUGACACUAUAACCACUGCAGUAUGCGAGAAUGGUUAUGGUGCUUGGAGUGUUCCUUUAAUAGUAACCCUAAUUAACCCUAGUCCUAAAAAUCAUGUAAUAUGAAAAAUGCACAAUUAAAAAUCCUGCAUUGGCAGAAAAUAAUGUGUGUCCAUAUGUGUGCAAAACACACACACACACACUUUCUUUUUUUAAAUUGAUUACUCUACCAAUCACUAAUUUCCAUUGCCAUAAAUUAAUGAGAAUAACAUUUCAGAAAACAGGUUUAGUAGACAGAUAAACAUUGAUAAAGAAAGGGCGAUGGAAUAUCUAUCUAUCUAUCUACCUAUCUCUGUCUAUCUAUCUAUCUACGUAUCUCUGUCUGCCUAUCUACCUAUCUCUGUCUGUCUAUCUAUCUAUCUAUGUAUCUCUGUCUAUCUAUCAACCUACCUAUCUCUGUCUGUCUAUCUACCUAUCUCUGUCUGUCUGUCUGUCUAUCUACCUAUCUUUCUCUCUGUCUGUCUCUUCUGUAAUUGUCGGUACUCACUUGCAGGUGUGUGUGAUGAUGUCUGUGAUGCCGUAUCCUUUCUGUAAGUCAAUGCUUGUGUUCACCUGACAAUAACAGGUUCGUCUAAGCUGGUUUUUUGAUGUGAUCCUCCUGACAGUGAGUUUUAUAGGACAGUUCCUCCCACACAAAUUGAAUAGGUGACCCAGCUCUCAGAGACUCUGCACCUCCCAAUUAAGUGUUUUAUCAUAGUUUUACAGAUAGCUCAUCGUUGCAUUUAAUGAAUACAAGAGUUUGUUUCUUUCUGUAAAAUAAAAACUCAGGUCCACUGCGAUAAGACCAGGAGAGGUCAAAGAAUACUGAUAGCAACAGAUUAAUCACUAUUAAAGUAAACACGCCUUAUCGUCGCUGUAUCGUCACUGUAUCGUCUCUGUCCGGUGUCAGUUUUAUUGCUCAGGCUUGAUGUAUCAAAUUAUAUAUAUUGAUUAAAGACCUCUUCACUGUCUCAGUGAAAUGUUUUAAAAUGCUUAGUAGGGGUCUCUCCCUUGUUGCUAAGUCGCACCUGGAGUUGUGCUGAUCAGGCUCGCUUAUCUACUCCUAACAAACAGAAUUGUGCGUGAAGUUAGAACUGCUUGGUUUUCAAAGUAAACUGUGCCAACUGGGUGAAUAAUGUGUAUCACCCUAGACAGAAAACCUAGAUAUCCCCUUUGCUAUGGGGAAUUAAGUGAGUGGCUUGAAUGAAAUACAUGACGUUGUCCUGUGUGUUAUUUCUAACGGGCCUUUUCCCAGAUCAGCAGAGAUAUAAGAGAAAAGCAGAAACCUGUUGAUAAGUCCAUGGCGGUUUGGGGGUCUCUGGGACCCUGAGAAAUAUCCAGCCUUACAGUCACAUAAUACAAUACUGAUCUGCCAUAAUAUUGCUGCGGUGGUUACACUGUAACUGCAUCUUGAUAUACCUAGAAACUCUGUAUUAAUCCUGGAUGGCCUAAGGCAGGGGUAGGCACUACAUCUCCCCUGAUACUUUACCAGUAUCAUUGCUGUAAGAGCAUGAUGUGAGAUAUAGUCCACAAUGUCUGGUGUGCCGAAGGUUGUCUACUCCUGGCCUAAAGGUUUUUGGUACAUAGUGUAACAUUUGUGCCCCUUUCAUUCUGUUAUAGUUGGCAUGGACAGCCUUGAAUAUAUUACGUAGUAACUUCACACCCUAGGCAGCUGCCUUAUUUUUUUCCAAUAGACCCAGAAAGCCCUGACUCUAUAUUUGGAUGAUAAGAAUAUUUUGCAUUCGACAGGCAGCCUUUGGAAACCCUACCAAGCAACUGACACUCAUAAUAUCAUUUUAUUGUGUAUUUAGUGCAUGAGUGUGAAUGUGUCUAGGAAUGCGUACCUGUGUGUGUCAUUGAGUGCAUCUGUGUGUAUGUCAGAGUGUGUGAGCACAUGUGACUUUGUAGUUCUGAAGGUAGCACUGCGUCUGAAUGCAUUGCACAUUGGUAAAGAUAACAAGGAGUCACAAAUAAUAGUACCUAGUAGAACAGGUGAUAAGAAUUGAUGGAUUUCUUUUUUUUUUGUAAAUAAAGUUUUUAUUAGCAGUUCAGAAAAUAACAGAGAGCAGUGCUUAUAUUGUCAGUGAGACUCGCAGGUCUCCAAUUGCGUCCGACAUGAGUACCACCAGUUUUAGGUGGGUCUUUAUAUAGCAUUAUUGUAAGUGGAGGGCUGCUGGCCCACAACAGUAAGGGCAAACGGAUUCUAUAGUUGAUCCCCAAUCAAAUGGUAAGUAGUGCGGUAGGUCCCAGGUCACGUCCUCUAACGUGGGGAGUGAGAAAGGGGUUUGUUUUUUGGGAUUGGGACCUAUAUUCUUGCACCAGGUCUGGGACUCCCUUUCCUGUCUGCCUUUUCCCUAGCUUCAGCGGUGCCUAGGUAUGUUGUGGGUUCUCUCCUGGGUCAUCUACCCUCUCGUUGUGAGUCCGCGUCCCCUCCCCCAUCGCGAGGCGAUGCCAUCACGACGGGAGGGGGAGAGCGCCCAGUGGUGUGUUUAGUUGCCUCUGUCGUUUUGCUUCCUUGUGGGCGGUAAUUGUUGUCGUUCUCCAGUCGCUGUCCACGUAUGGUAUCUGUGGUGUAUCUGGGGUGUUUUCCCCCCUUGGGUGGGGGUGAUGUGAUGUCUCAAUGUUCGGUUGUGUCAGUCAUCUGGUGUUGACUUAUGUUUGCUGUUUAUUGUAAGAGUUUCCCUUGUCAUGGGAACCCCUCGAGUCAAUCGAGCGAUGUCUCGCGGGUCCCACGUCCCAUGGGGAAAUCGUGGUGCCUUCUCGGGCUCAAAUAUUUUGUGGCCAUGUUGCGCCAGGCGGUCCCCGACCUCGCCUGGGGAAAGAAAAAGGAGAUAGGGGGGGAGAGAUAGGGAUGGGUGGGAGUGUGUGAGGGGGGGAGGGCUGGGAGGUAUGGGGCAUAGCUAUGUUGUGGCAUGGGUCUAUCCUGACUCCCGAGUUAGCCGGUCAGGGCAGGAGAAUUGAUGGAUUUCAAGGCCUCGGGAUAGGUGACAAUAUGAUCCAGCAGUCAUUCAAGGAAAAAAAGAAGAUUGGAACAAAAUCUCCAUUUAUUGUAAUAGAGUUGGCCCUCUUUAAUGGCUCUUUCUAAUUCAACCAAUUAGGAACAGGAAAGGAAGAAACACAAGGGGAAGAAAAUAAAGAGGUAGUGAGGCAGGGAUAGAAUUUAGGAUACAUUUAAAAUGCAAUAAGUUGCCAAGGUACAAUCCAACUGCAGGACAGCCGAGGGCAAGGAGGAAAAGAUGACCAUACGGAUUAGGAGGAAAAAAUACAGGGUAAAGGAAAGAUAUAUAGAAUGGGGGGGAGGGAGAAAACAAAGAAAAAGUUAAAGUGGUCGGGCAUCAAUCAACAGCGGGUUCCACAUUUUGUAAGGUGUUUUAAGUUUUUGACACGUGUGAUUAUUUUAACAUAUAAUUUAACUCACAUAACAAUGCAAAAUGAUGACAAAGCUUUAGCACAAUGCGCACUUAUAUACAAGCGCCAUGAGUGGUAUUUUAAAAAGAAUUAAACACUGUUUCAGAAAGAUAAUUAAUGGAGAGAGAAAAUGGUUAAACGUCUGUGACUGAUUGAUUGUAUAAAAACGAUUGGAUAUGUACUUAACAUUGGACCUGUGUUACAUCCCAGCAGCUCCCAAAACACAAGAAAGUCCCUUUUUGUUCCACAUCAAUAAAAUUGUAAAAUAUUAAACCAAAUACUAUAUUUGAGGGGAAUCGGUAAAUAAGUCGCAGGAAUAACUGACAAUGGCCAGGAUUUGGCGCGUUAUUACUCUAUAUCAAUAUUUACCAUAGAGUCUGACUAAGCAUCAUGGCAAUAGUAGUUCACUGACUUCUGGUUUAUAUAUCUUGAAAUGUAUGUUUGUUUGUUUUUUUCUAAAGUGUUGUAAGUCGCUCCGCACCCAUUGUCAUUACCAUAAUUAUGGAAUCAGCUACUCCUGAAAUUCAAGUUUUGACAGUCUCUGAAUGUUGCUGGCAUUUUAUUUUUCCUGUUUAUUGGCAGUAACAUAAACCGUAUAACAAGUGGAGAGUUAUUAAACUAUAAGUUUAUUUAUUUUUUGACAAUCUUUAUUUUGUGUUCUUACAAUUGUAAUAUACACAAACAUUGGUUUUGCAGGUUAACAAUUUAGAGGUUUAAGUGCGCCAUUUUUUUCCAAGGUGUGCAUGGCUGUAAUAUCAAUACAAACAUUUAGUAACAUUGCGACAUUAACAACACAUUGAUACAUGUUGAUUACAAUUUAACUGAAAACUUAGAACGUUCUGCAUAGCAGUGGCAUGCUAAAGGUGCUUGGGCUGUCCGGAUGUGCCUUCCAAAAUAGCAGAAUCAAUGAAAUAUGUGGACAGCUUGUUAACUAAAAAACUGACAAUAUACUGCAUGUAUGAUGGCAGCUGGGGUCUAAUGCCCUUGUUAGCGAUGUCAACCGUAACCUAGUAGCCUCAGUAGCCAGUGGCCCUGCUUAGGGGACUCUAUGCGUUACUGUAUUAUAAAGUGGCGUUAUGUCGGGGCCCGGUGCAGGUCAGCUGGCAGUAGGUAUUGCUAGAGCAGAGAACUAUGCCGUGGUAGUCUGGUUGCCAUAGGGGACCCAAUGCGUGCCUACGGCGACUUAUGUAAGGUUUGGUACUAUAAGUUUUAUUCUCUAAGCGGUUUAUUCAUUACACUCUCAUGUCACCUAGCCUGAAUUGUGAAAGACAAGAAUACUGAAACAUCAUUCAAAACAUUUAUAACUUUCUGAUUUUAGCAAGAUAACUCCAGAAUGGACAUGAUACAGUGACCUUUAAACUCUUAUAUAUUUAUUAACUUAAUUUAUUCUUCUGUAAGGAAAGAAACUGGAUAUGGACAGAUUUGCAAUUCCUGACUUUGAUAGUUAUACCCAUCAGGGACAGAUUUUUAAUAGACAGAGUAGGCAGCUGCCUAGAGGCUCCCUAAUAAAGACAAUCAACAUGACGAUCUUUUUAGAAAUGUUUAUAUAAACCUUUUUAUUGUACAAGAUGGUAUUAAAUGUUGAUUUUAUUUGUGGAAGGUUAAAGUGAGGAGAUACUUUUUGACUCUUUUUUUGCGUCCUACAAAUUAUGGAGCAAGUAACAGAAAACUGAUUUUUUUUGUUUUUUUUUAGAGGGGGGCGGGUGGGCAUGGCUAAAUGUGGCAGGCAGGUGAUGAGCCUGGAAAGGGGGCUGAGCACAUCCAACAAAGGUCCAGCUUGACUGCCACUCAAGCUGGCUGGCCCCACUAGAGGUGGAUCAUGUAGAGGUGGCUAAUAUAGCGAGUUCUGCAUGGCCUUCAUACCCUUGCCGUACUGUGCAUUGCGUCUAAAGAUGUGCUCUUUCUGGGUACACUUCCCUGGUGUCCCCAAAAGUAGGACCAUAUGGAACAAACCCAAGAUGACAGGGAAGAAUCCUAAAUUAGGGACUGUCUCAUUGUAUUCGGGAUAUUUGGGAAGCCUGAGACCGAAUAUUUGCUAGAUGAUUAUGAGUUACUGCAUUUAAUCGGAUACUGCCUGGCAGUGCAUGCAAUUCAUUUGCUCCUAAUGCGCAAUCAACUAAUCAGUCCUAGUUGACAUCUCAAAGUAAGCCGACGAGAUUAGUUUAUUGUUUGCGAGCUGAGAGCACAUGGAUUCUGCAUUCUGCUGGGUAGAUCUCUCAAGCCUUUUCCAAGAGAGAGCAUUAAAUUAUUACAGUCCCUUGAAAAUACAGCGAUCUGGCCACUGUAAUUUAAGCACAAAUGUAAUAACUACAAAAUACAGCUGAAGAGCUGCGUAGAAGUCGUUAUUUCUAUUUUUUUUGCAUAGUGCUGGUUACAAUCAGUUGCAGCAGGUGCUAGAAUUGCGCCAUAAGUUGGCAAUCAUUGCCAGGACCAGGGGAGCCAAUAAAACAGAGGCGGGAGAUUACCAUAAGAAAACAAGGUUAAGCAUAAUAAUAAAAUAAGGUCAAUAGCUUGUGCUACAGUGCGUUACAUAAUGAUGUCGGAGUCAAUAAUAUUUUUUUAACUGUUGGUUGUCUUCAUGUAUACUAUGUGCAAUCAAAGACUAAUAGAGAUACAUUAUUUAUUUAUUCAUCAUCUGUUACAUGAAUGCGUGCCCCAGGUUUUUUUUUUAAUUGUGACAUUGUGUAAUAUUGUUGAAAUCAAAACAAAAUGAGUCAAAACUACAGAUUUUGUUGUUACGCGCCAUUUACCAAACAUUGCACUGCAGUCAGUUGAAAAUCAAUGUGCAUAAUUUAGGUAAAUAUUGUUUAAAAAAUAAAUGGGUAUAAUAUCAAGUGUGUUCGCUGGCGUUUCAGUGAGUCAAGUGUGAGCGCAUUCUUAAACAAAUUAAAAUAAGGUUUUUCUGCCAAUAAGAGAGGGCUUUAGCAGCACUUGGUUCAUGGACUACCCUGAAAGGUCUGUGUAGCAGCCAUUUUACCCCUCGUUUUUUUUGCGGAACUCAAAUAUAACCAGAUAUGUGUACGGUAUCAAUGUCGCAUUCCAUAAGGUUCUCUGUCCUGCGUUUAUAAUUCCCAGUAUUAGGAAUUAUAAACAAUAUUAUGCUGGAAAAAUAGCUGUUUGGGCAAAGUUUUCCUAUUUAGCUAAUGAUUAUAAAAUUCUGGGAUCCGCCCCCUCAAAACUCUAUUCUCUCUGUCAAAUAAAUACAGAACCUUAAAAAUAAAUAUUUGUAAAGAAAACAUUUAUAUGUGUAUUUUUUGGAUUACCAAACACCUUUAUUGCACACAUUACACUACUGACAGCAGACUAUGUAAUAAUGUACUUCAGCACUCAAAGCACUCAUUGUUUAUUGUAAAAAAACAAAAAGCAAAUUUCACUAAAAGUCUUAUGUUUUUUUUUUGUUGUUGUUGUUGUUGUGGUUUAUUUCCUAAUUUUAUGAGCGUCCAGCGCUAUAUGAAAGUCAACUGAGGUCACUGUCCUUUUGACGUUGUUGAACUGAAUAAAGUUUGAAACAUUUUGAAGAAUGAAAAAAAAAAUACAACAAGAUGGCGUCGCUGCACGUCUGCGCGAAAACGAGGCAUGGAAGUAAGGAAGCCAGCACAGCCAGCCCGUCUAUGAGUACGGUGGCCGUAUGGUGACGGUUUGAGCCUUUUGCGGCCCCUGUUGAUACAACGCAUGGUUUUGCGUUGGAAGUGAAUUAGGAACUGACUGCUCAGAAGGGGAAGAGGUGAUGAGCUGCACCUGGAUGAUUUAUUUCGUUUUAUAAUGAGAUAAAAGUGUAACCUGACCUUUAAAAUGCCUUAUGGCUGCCAGCUGCCUCAUUCUCUGCUAUCUCCCAUCCAAGGAGUCUGAGCAUUACUUACAAUUUAUUAAUAUUAGAAAAUACUUAAAAAAAAAAACAAACAUAUAUGGGAUGAGUAUUUUGAUUAUGAAAGUAACAGUGUAAAUAGUGAUGUCUCAGAGGUAAAGGAGGAGGGUUGCUGUAUGUUUGUUUUGAAAUGCGUAACUUACUGUAUACCAUUUUUAUUUUCUAGGGAACGUGAUGAGUGACAUUCGCCAUUCCCUACUGCGCCGGGACGCCCUCAGCGCUGCUAAGGAAGUGCUCUACCAUCUUGAUAUCUAUUUCAGCAGCCAACUGCAGAAUGCCCCAGUGCCACUGGUUGAAAAGGGACCCAUUGAAUUGCUUGAAGAAUUUGUCAUUCAGGUCACAAAAGAACGUGGUUCCCACGCCAAGGUAGCGGGAAUGGUUCCCACCUGUUAUUGCAGUUAUGUCUGGGUUUUGAGCAUUAUUGGGUCUGUCGGUAUUACUCACUACACUUCACAUUUGUGAGAAUUAAAAAUGGUCAAGUUGUGAGUUGAUGGCGAUUUUUGCCUUUUUGUUAUCUAUUUGGAUUUAAUUUGCAAAAAAAAAUCAGGGUUUAAUGAAUAACUUUUAUUUUCCUAUGCUGCUCCGCCAACUUAAUGGCUGGUUUAGAAUCAUGAGGAACUGUCCAGCAUAGGUCGAGUGCCUGAGUUUAACCAUUGCGUUGUUAUGAGGCCCCCAGCUUGUGUUAUUUUCCACACAUAUGUUUCUUUAGAUGCUGCACAUAUACCAUCCAUAUUGUUAUGCUACAAAAUAUACCCCAGUUAUGAUCUGAUUUACGAUAGUUUAUUAAACAUUUUCUGAGAGAAAAUAUAUCGUAAAAUGAAUGUGAUGAUUCACUUUGGAUUAAAGUGACAGCCUAAGCACUAUCAUCAUUUUUUAGAUUAUUGAAGUUGUUAUGGUGCCAGGAUGACAUACCUUCACUUUUUUAGCAAACUAGAGCUUUAAAGUGGGAUUUAUGCUAUGGCUGCAAGCACUGUCCGUCAGGAACCUUGAAAUUCCAAAACCAUAUGCAAAACUUAAACAGCAAUACUGUCUUUACAGAGCAGUGAGAAUAUUGUGUGGUCAAAGAGAAAAUGUGUUCAUUUUCAUAAUGCCUUCCCUCCGAACCUGUGUGACAAUGUUAUGUGCUGAUGCAUUUUUUGAUAUGUUGCCUUGCUUUUAUUUGCGUUGUCCAUUUUUACAAUAAAUUACUGGCCAUCUGAUUUCCUUUUGCUUUUCUUCUAUACAGCGCCUUACUUCCAUCCAGGAGCUACAGCUGUUGGAUAUACUCUGCAGUUACUUCCAGGAGCAGAGCAAGGAGCCAGUCCGGCAAGUUAUUUUCUCCUCGCUCUUCAGCCCCCAAGGCAACAAAGCAGAUGACCUGCGCAUGGCACUGCUUGGAAAGCUGACCUCAAUGGCAGUAGCAGUGUGUCGAGUGCCUGUGCUGGAGUGUGCUGCUUCUUGGCUGCAGGUAAAUAGAGGCUUUCAUGGCUAACUUGCCUGGAGAUCUCAGAGGACUACAUUUCCCAUGAUGCUUAUUUGUCGCAGAAUAAAACUCAUCUUCUUGGAAAAUUUAGUAAUUUGUAUUUUUUUUUUUUUUUUAAUAGUGCAGCUUUUUCAUGACAUUUCCCUUUACGCAUUGUCUUGAGACAUACAUGUACGUUCAACUUAAAAUCCAGGGACCUCUAAUGUAUGUGUUAACCUCUUGUUUCUGUUAGAGGAGGGUGAUCUAUUUCUCUAACUAGGUACCCAAUAGAACAUAAUUUAGAAAUGUCUAAAUCCUACACCUGCCUUCAGGACUGCAUCGGAAACACUGACCUAAUGUACUGCUUUCUACUUCACGGAAAUCGUUCACUUAGUAAUGCUAAAAGUCGUAUCUGUUCACUGACUGAGCUCCUGUCUUGUAUUUUAUUCAUGGCAGCGCUCUCCUGCUGUUUACUGCAUGCGUCUGGCUAAAGCUUUGGUGGAUGACUACUGUGGCCUGGUCCCUGGCUCCAUCCAGACACUGAAACAGAUCUUCAAUGUCAGUCCUCGCUUCUGCUGCCAGUUCAUUACUGCAGUUGCUGCUCUGUAUGAUAUGUCGUCAGGUAAGCGAACACACUGCUCACUGUCCCCUACAAGCACUUUUUUACGAUCUGACCGUGUAAUCUAUUUAUUGAUAUCAAGUUCACGCUGAAGUUUGCAUUGAGUAUAUCCAAUGCAAACACAAGGCUGAAAUGCUUGCCUCAUAAUGCUUAGAGGGAACACCUGACUGCAGAUAUUCUGAGUUUAAGAGAGUAUUAUUUAAAAAAAAAAAACUAAUAAAAAAAAACCAAAAAACGUUGUUUUCAUUAUGAAGUAAAUGUUCUAUGUAUAGAUUAGUUCUGUGAUGUUCAGAGUUACAAAUGCUUUCUGACAUUUUCAUCUCCCCUUUCUGCAGAAGGUCUGCUCCCUCCCCAUGAUCUCUUAGAAAUGAUUGUCUCCUGGAUCUUCGAGGACCCUCGACUCAUCUUGAUCACAUUCCUAAAUACCCCAAUAAGUGCCAACCUUCCUCUUGGCUUCCUAGACUUUUCCCCACUUAUGGGUUUGGUUCGGUGGUGUGUUAUAGCCCCAUUGUCCUACAGGCGCAAGCAAAAAGCUGCCGGAGGUGGGCCUGUGGUAGAGAACCAAAGCCUUUACUCAAAACUCCACCUGAGCAUGUUGCAAGGUUUAAUGGUUCUUCAGACCCACCUGACUGAAAAGUCUCUUUAUGGCCGACUUGGGCUAUUGCUCUUCGAGCAGCUUGUUCCCUUGGUGGAAGAGCUGGGUCAACUGUGCCAGGAGCUUAACCCUUUGAACGCAGAGCAAGAAAUGGAACUGGCCUUGGAUCGACUGGCACAGGCACUGCAAGUUUCCAUGGCUACAGGGGCAUUGCUCUGUACACGAGGUGCGUGCGCAGAAUUGUAUAUGUAAUCCCAGAAUUUUCAUAAAUUUUAAAUCCGAAUGGUAAAACUGAGGCAGAAAUAGUCAAGUUGUGGCUGAAUUUAAGAAAUUUUCCAGAUCAACUAUUUCUGCCUAAGUUUCAGCGUUUAGUGAUUAAUUCUGAUAGUGUUUUUUGUUUCUAUUACUAUUUUACAUUCUAAAGUUACCACAUGGUAAAUUCAUAAAAGAUAUUCCAGCCAAGAAUCUCAAGGUCUUUUUACAUGAGCAUUUUUAACGUAUUUCCUGAAUCUGGUAGAAUAUAAUCAUUAAUUAAACAUCGAACAAAGCAUUCAGUGUUGGAGAAUUCUAGUGCCCUCACAUGUUCUUAAAAUAUCUCGUAACCCUUUCUCAUUGAUCAAACCUGUUUUUUGAUUGGGGGAAGGGGGAGUAAAGAAAGAGUUAAAAUGUUUUACUUGCAUUGUUUUAAGAUAACACUUCAAAUGUGUUUUUCACAUUUGCUCUGUUCAGCGUGCUGGAGGCCAAGUUUGGAGAUCAUAUAGAUUGACUUUCUAAUCUUUCCCUUCUCUGAUUUGUAGAUGAUCUGCGAACCCUCUGCUCACGGCUUCCGCAUAACAAGUGAGUAACGACAGCUACUGCUCUAUACUGAUGGAACAUCAGAUUUUUUUUUUUUUGUAUUGGAGGCUCCCUGUUGUUACAUUGCAUCUUCCAUUCCAUCUGCACGUUGCGCUAGAAAUCUAGAUUUGUUUAUCUUUUAAUUUUAUAUAUUAAAUCCAUGGUCAUAGAUUACAGUUCUAUAUGUUUUCAUUUUGGAACCAACUUCAUACCUAUACCAAUCUGCAUGCUACAGAUCUGAGUUCUGUCAGUUUCUCUAUUUAUCCAGGAUUGGGUAAUCCCUAAAUUCUACAUUGGAUUAAUUUUAAGAAGUAGUGUAAGAAACGUCUCCAUUCAUUGUAUUGUCUUUCCUUUUAAUCUCUUGAACUACAGGGUAUUAUGGCUAAACUUUGCCAUUACUCUGCCAGUUAUCACAGCCUCCAGUCAUAAACUAAAUGUGGCUUACUGAAGUGGUUGUAUAUGUUCCCAGUAUUUCACUACUGAUGGUGUCAAGGAUGUUUAUAGUUUUCAAUGUUCUAAUAUGAUGGAUUUGGGAUGUAAAGCCAUUUGCACUGUGACAUUAUUAAUCCAUCUUAAUCUCUUCUUGUUUACAGCCUUAUGCAGUUGGUGAUUUCUGGUCCGGUGCAGCCCGCACCCGCUCACCCCACUCUGACCCCUGGCUAUUAUCCUCACAUCCACACACCACCCCUUGGAUACCCCACCAUACCAGCUCAUGCGUCUUUGCCAACACAUGCUGCCUUGCCAGCUCAUGCAGCAUUGCCAGCACACUCAGCCAUACCAGGACACCCUGUACAGACUUUCUUACCCGGGAUGAAUUUCCCAUUUCGACCCAUGCACUGAGCUGUCCCGGGUUUCAGGGACAGACAUUCACAUUUGCGUUGUUGAGAUUGGAAAGCAGCUGCACAAUCCCUUCGCACUGACCUACAGAUCCCUCACAGCACUGGGACAAAAUUGCUUUAGAGCUGUGGUCAGCAAAAUGUAUCUCUCCAACUGCUUUUGGACAAAUGUUCCUUUAGCUUGAACCUAAUAGGAAUUCUAUUCCACCGGCAGAUUGAAAGAUACAUUUUGUUCAACCCAUCUUUAGAGAAUGUCAUGCGUACAUCGUUCCAGUGCUGCUUUUUAAGGUGAAAACUAUCCUUCGUGGUGAAAGACAAGCUUACUGCCCUGCACAUUUUCCAAACAUAAUGGUAGUGCAUUAUUUAUAAUAAUAUGCACUGUAUGUCAAAUUGGAAGUUUGGUUACUCCUUAAUAUCCUUCUCACUCAGAGGAUCGGUGUUUUGGCAUGUACCGUUCGUAGAAUCAAAACUUUAUUUUUUACAGGGCAUUUUCCUGUUUAAAAUAGUAUCUACAGGAAUCCCAUUCUCCACCCAAUAUUAUCGGGUAGGUUUACAAUAAAAAAAAUAAAAAUAAACUGUUCUUUGUUUCUAAAGUGAGUCUAAAUUCUGGUUUAAACAAUGCUGUUUUAAAACCUCUUCUUGUGUCAGUCAUACUCAAUAGCCAUACACUGGCUUUGUAAGGGCAGCACAAGUUAGGUGCACUGAAUAGGUUAGGUUACAGUUAGUUAUACCGGGUGAUUUUAUAUUAUUAUAGGGACACUCCAAGCUUCACAUGUAGCACAAAAUCUAGCUUUGUUUUGAUUUAGAACUUAGACAAUCGCCUCUGCUGUUACGGUGUUAAAGUGAACAUUUUACAACAAAUCAACAUUAUUAGGUGUAUUCACAAAAAAUUUAAUUAUGGAGAAAUUGAAAAAGAAUUGCACAUUUUCUAUCUUUGCUGUCGUGCAGACUAUAAAGUAAAUAAAUGGAUACACCAACUCCAUACCACCUUUUAUAAUAUAAAAAGCCCACGUAAAUUGCCCAGCUAUGAGCCACACUUUUAGUCAUAUUGCUAUUUUAACGAUGAUGUAACAUAAUGUUUUGUACAUGUAUGUUUUAUAUAAAUGUUUUAAUAUUUUUGACUUAUGUAUUUUUGGAACUAACAUAUCCAGUACUUUACAGUAUUGGUAAACCUAAAAAUCUGUUUUAUUGUUUGGUUUUUGGAUUGCCAGCCAUUAUCCUGCUCUACCAAUUCACCAAUGAUCAAGAUGUUUAAAAACAGAAAGUGUUGUAGUGAUUUCAUAUUAUCAUAAAACAGAAUGUUGUAUUUGCCUAAGUGUGGGGCUACAUUUAAGAGAUGUUCCUUAGAUGGACACCCCAAGCACAAAAUGCAAAAAUGCACCCGAAUAGCAUGCAAUAAUCAUCCUUGUAUAUCUGCAGGAUUUUUAUAAUGUUUUUAUUUAUUUUUUUUAAAUUAAUUUAUUAUAACGUUACAAUUACACCAGUAAAUAGUACACCUUUUUUAAUUUCUUUAAAUAGCCUUCAAAACAAAAUAUUUAUAUAUACGGUAGUUAAAUAUUUGCAUGAUACCAAAUACCUUAUUGUUGCAGAAAUUGCAAAAGCUCUAUGCUGUAGCAGGAAGUGGGUUGAUGCCUACUAAGAAAAAUAUAUCUUUAUAUUUACUGUUACCCCAGGAAACGGUAGUAAGUGCAGCUAGUGUUAUGGCAAACAUAUAGCUCUCUUAUGGAAUCCUAUGGGUUAACCAAGAAUUCCUUCAACACAUGAGCCAUUUCCUGUUUGAAUAGAAUAUCACUGGAGUUAGGAUCUGAGUCCGUGGAUUUAAUAAAAAAAUAAUAGGAGUUUUAAAAAAAAUGUAUCUUUCUUUCUUCUGAUAUCCCUGCCAAACUUUAUGGAAAUGAACAAGUGAAAAUAUAAAUAGAAAAAGUAAAUGGAUUUGCAGGACAUGAUGGACAUAAACCACACAUUUCAGGAAACCUUACAACGUAUUGUACCAGCUGAAAGCAACACUUUUUGUGAUGGUUGGCUACGGUGGAAUAGUCCAAUAUUUUAUCAAUAGUUGACUGCAUUAAUUGCUGCAAAAUAUGGGGAAAUUGAUUUGUGGACCAAAAGACAUCUCUUCUUUAAGACAUUACGCAGCAGAGCCAGCAGCCAUAUUUGUUAAACCACUGUGCUGGUUUAUUUUUUCUUUCUUUCAAUUUGGUCAGAAAAAUUGAAGUUCACUGGUUAAUUUCUGGCAAGUGACUACAAUAUUGUAUUUACAAUAUUUUUUUUAAACUGAUAAUACUUCUCAUGCUCAUGGACAUAUCAAUGUGAUUGAAAAAAGCCUGUUGUAUCUAACAAUCCUCAAAGCACUAGUUUUGAAGAUUAGGCCAGACUAUUUUCUAUCUAUAAAAGGAAUAAUCUCCGGGGCACUAUUUAAAAUGUUUAUAUUAAAUGAAAGUGCUCUAGGCUUGAAUACCUUCCUACACAUAUUUGUUUUAAUGAUGCAAACCGAAGUUUUUUACAUCACUAAAAGAGUAUUUUUUUCUAGGACAAGAUCCCAGAACAUAGGACUUUCCCAGCAAAUUCGGGACAGUUGGCAACUAUGCCCAAUGCAGAAGCUGCAAAACCUGCAGAAUCACAGAAAAUAAUAAACAGGAAUCACAAAAGUAUUUUUUUUUGUUUUCCAUCACUUUAAAUGUAUAGCACAUAUUGUAAAGGCACCCAUAAAACACACAGUGUGUGAUAGUCACAGUCACAGCCAGGGAGUGCAGCCAUCAUGGUAAAGGAAGACUAGCAUUCCAUUCCAUCUGCGCACGCGCGCCAGGCAGGCCGGCAUUCUAUGGUUGCUAUGGAGACUUGCCAGUGCCCGCGCCUUGGAGAAUGCGCAGCGAGAGCGCGCCGCCGCGGCUGGGGAUUGACCCACUCGAGCUCCUGUAGCGGUGACAGCAAAACAACGAGCACUGGGGCGGAAGUAACGGGAGACAGCGUGACACCGGGGCCUCAGCUUUCUGUGCCGAGCGGUGGAUAACUGGGGUAACUAUUUAACCCGGGGGGGGCGGUGGGGGCUGGCCCUGGGGGGCUGAUUGGCAGCCUUAGUAUGACAGGGGUAACCUCCACCCUGGACAGGGCGCUAUGGUUCAUCUAUGGAGCCCCAGCUGGCAUGGCUACCCAGCCCAGGACUCCUAGCCAGCCAGGGCCUGUGGGAGCAUCAUGGGAAGUGUAGUCCAUAGCAGCUGGAGUGCCACAGCUUAGCCAUCACUGACCUAGGGGUCAGCCAGACACCCCCCCUGCCUAAUGGUCAGUCAGACACUUCCCCCUGCCUAAUGGUCAGUCAGACCCUCCCCCUGCCUAAUGGUCAGUCAGACACCCCCCCCUGCCUAAUGGUCAGUCAGACACUUCCCCCUGCCUAAUGGUCAGUCAGACACUUCCCCCUGCCUAAUGGUCAGUCAGACCCUCCCCUGCCCUAAUGGUCAGCCAGACCCUCCCCUGCCUAAUGGUCAGUCAGACCCUCCCCAAUGGUCAGCCAGACCUCCCCUGCCCUGUGGUCAGUCAGACACUUCCCCUGCCUAAUGGUUAGCCAGACCCUCCCCUGCCUAAUGGUCAGCCAGACACCCCCCUGCCCUAAUGGUCAGCCAGACACUCCCCCUGCCUGGUCAGCCAGGCGGCUCCCCUGCCUGUGGUCAGUCAGACCCCCCCUGCCUAAUGGUCAGCCAGACCUCCCCUGCCCUAAUGGUCAGUCAGACACUUCCCCUGCCUAAUGGUUAGCCAGACCCUCCCCUGCCUAAUGGUCAGCCAGACACCCCCUGCCUAAUGGUCAGCCAGACACUCCCCCUGCCUAAUGGUCAGCCAGACGCUCCCCCUGCCUAAUGGUCAGCCAGACGCUCCCCCUGCCUAAUGGUCAGCCAGACGCUCCCACUGCCUAAUGGUCAGCCAGACGCUCCCCCUGCCUAAUGGUCAGCCAGACGCUCCCCCUGCCUAAUGGUCAGCCAGACGCUCCCCCUGCCUAAUGGUCAGCCAGACCCUCCCCCUGCCUAAUGGUCAGCCAGACACUCCCCUUGCCUAAUGGUCAGUCAGACACUUCCCCCCUGCCUAAUGGUCAGCGAGACACUUCCCCCUGCCUAAUGGUCAGCCAGACGCUCCUGCCUAAUGGGUGUGGGCGGCUCCCCUGCCCUAAUGGUCAGCCAGGCAUCCCCCUGCCCACAAUGGUCAAUGGACUCUCCCCUUGCCUAAUGGUGAGUGGACACUUCCCUGCCCUGUGGUCAGCGGACACUUCCUGCUAAUGGUCAGCGGUUACCCUGCCUGGCGUAGUCAGCUGAGACACCCCGCCCUAAUGGUCAGCGGGGCCACCCCCCACUGCCUAAUGGUCAGCCAGAGGACACCCCUGCUAAUGGUCGUGAGACACCCCUGCCUAAUGGUCAGUGAGAGACACCCCCCUGCCUAAUGGUCAAUGAGACACCCCCUGCCUAAUGGUCAGCGAGACACCUGCCUAAUGGUCGGGGACACCCCUGCCUAAUGGUCAGCGGACACCCCUGCCCUGUGGUCAGCGGGGCCUGCUAAUGAUCAGCGGGGCCACCACCCCUGCCCUGGUGGUCAAUGAGACACCACCUGCCCUAAUGGUCCUUGGGCCACUCCUGCCUAAUGGUCAGUCAGACACUUCCCCUGCCUAAUGGUCAGCUGAAACACCCCUGCCUAAUGGUCAAUGGACCCUCCCCUGCCCUAAUGGUCGGCGGGGCCCUCCCCUUGCCCUAAUGGUCAGCCCGGGGCCACCCCCCUGCCUAAUGGUCAGCCAGACCCUCCCCUGCCUGUGGUCAGCCAGACCCUCCCCUGCCCUAAUGGUCAGCCAGACCCUCCCCUGCCUAAUGGUCAGCCAGACCCUCCCCCCUGCCUAAUGGUGCGGUCAAACUCCCCUGCCUGUGGUCGGUCAAGAGCCUGCCUAAUGGGUCAGUCGGACACCCCCCUGCCUAAUGGGGUCAGUCGGACACCCCCCUGCCUAAUGGGGUCAGUCGGACACUUCCCCUGCCUAAUGGUCAGUCGGACACUUCCCCCUGCCUAGGGGGUCAGUCGGACACUUCCCCCUGCCCUGGAUGUAGUUACAUAGUUACAUGAUACCACACAUGAGAACUGUUAUCUCUAUUACCAACAUAUAUGACCCCUACCUCAAAUAUCUGGGUCACAAUGAGUAGAUAUGAUAUUUCUAAUAUUAAUAGGAUAUGCCAGAUUUAAAGAGCAUUUGGGAAAAUGUGGGUUGUAUGGUUGAAUUGGUUUGAGAAUAGCUUAUGUUGCGUGUCAUUCGGUUGAUAUAAUCUCCAUUAUAGAAUCCAUUCCAGUAGUUUGUCUCCUCGCAUUGUAGAUGGAAACUGGGACAUUAAUUGUGAUGAACAGCUUGGAGGCUGGUGAAUAAUUGGUACUUUGUAGCAGCUUGACUUAUUAAUCGCUAUUUAUGUUCAUGAUUCAGUGAUUUAUAACAAGUUAUUUUAAAGCCAAUAUGUAGACAUAUUUUCUCCAGGCUAAAAAAACAACAUAUGAGAUUAUUCACAAAAAGGUGAAAAAGGCUCCCUGAGGUAUCAUGACCUUAAACAAAACAUCUGUCACCAAAAAAAAAUAAAAAAGUAAACUUUUAUACUGAAUUAAAGUAGUGCUAGGAAUUCCUUAGUGCUUUCCCAGCAUAACCUGUCAUACCAUUCAUUUAGCACAAUUUGAAAUUACCUGGGUCCUGCUGGGCACUGACACUACUCCCUGUCUUCUUGAGCAGGACAAGCCAUAUUCCCAUGUAGACAUUCAUUUGUUGUCUGAGAGUGUUAUCUGAGUGCUCAUCUCCAAUGGAUGAGUCAAAUAAGUUCAUAUAAUGAACAAAACUGACAUUGGGCAUCCCCAGCUCUGAGAAAACUGGAUGCUGCAGAGGCACCUAGUAACAAAGCACAUUUGAUACCAUAACAACUGUAGUGGACUUUUGUAAUUAAGGUGCAUAGUGUUUUUUUUUUUUUUUUUUUUAAAGGGCACUCUUGGAUGAAAUUGACCCUUUCUUUUUAUUGCACUGAUUAGAUAACUAAUAGAAGCAGAAUAUGCUUUAAAAAAACAAAAAAAACAACGCUAGUAAUGUAGCGCAGGAUUGGAAGGGUUAAAGGGAAGAUCUGGUACUGUCUGUUAAAAUCUAUAUGCAGAUUUUAGAACUGAGAUAAUCUUUAACCUACACAUGGGAUACAACUCCCUGUCAAACUACUUGGUUAUCUUCACACUGGGUAGGGGAAGGCCUGACUUCAAAGCUCUAUGUGCACAUCCUUGGUUCUGUACAGAGCAGGUGUUUUUAGGACUUGUAGCUCAGUUAGUGGACAGCUGAACUACCACUGCAGGAAUCUUUUGCUGGCUAUCUAGAUAUAAAAUACACUGUAUUAGUGGACAUUGCAGGUUAGAAGGGAGCUUUACAUAGGUACUGGAAACCACAAGAAGUGAGAAUGCAGAAGGUAGGAUAGGGGAGGCAGGAUUAAGAUGCCGAAUGCUUCAAGAUUUAAAUGUAUUUUUGCAAAAUCUAUACAAAUUGGAGCUUGCAAAAGCUACUGCUAAUCAUUUCGCAACAGACAUGUAAAUAUAUGAAAAGGCUCAUCUAAGCAUUAAUCACCUCUUGGGAUUAUUAGAAAACAGCAGUAUGCCUAAAUGUCACGGCAAAACCCACUGCAGUAAUGCCACAGCUGAGUACCGAAUAGGAUAGCAUAUAGACUGCGCGUUUUGUUCAAUAUCAAAACACGCUUUCAAGGAACGAAAUGCGUAGGCCACAUGCUAUCCUCUUUGGAGAGUUUUGAUGUCCCUGUUUAUAUAUUUUAAUGUAUGGGUUUGUCCUUCAUUGAGUGGACAUUUAAUUGUGAGUACUCUUGAAUCACUUAAGUUCCUACUUGGCUUAUUUACUAAAUAGUGAUUUUAUUAGUGCUUGAAAUUAGCUGGAUCACCUGUGCAAGGGGAAUAUACAUUUGCUAUUCUUAACAUUGAACAAAUUAUUUAGGCUAAAGCAAAAAAAAAAAAAAAAAUCCUGAAAAGUUGUGCUUUUGCCUGGGGAAUAGUUGCUCUAAAUACUGUGAUCUACAGUAUGACAGUGAUAUGCAGAUUUUACAACAUUCUUAAACUGGGAUUCUAGAAUAUAAUUUAAAUAAGUACAUUUGGGGUGGGUGUUCUGCAUGUCAUUUAAUGCACAUAUCAAAUAAAUGCUAUGAUAAACUUUUAAAAUGGUUUAAGGUUUUUAAAAAAUAUUUUAAUAUUUUUUUCUAUAUUAUACUGUACAUAUAUAAUUUUGUUUUGCAAAAUAUAGUUUUAACAGCCUAUCCAAAAAUAUUUAACAGAGGCCUCUAUUCAGAGACACUAGGAUGAUAUAGCCUCUGUUUUUCCCCCUCUUACAGUGCAUGGAGCUACUUUAGACAUUGAUGUAAUUCGGGCCUCAGCUGGGUGAAGUGAUCCGGAGGCCUGUCUGCUCCGGAUACAAGGUGAGGUGUUUAAAAAUCUGCUUUAUGUAUCCUCACAGAGUAUAGGGAGUUGUUGAUUGGUCAAUUAAAAACAAAUCCUAUAACUUGUGCUUCAAUUGGCACGUGAAAAUAGCUGCCCAUUAAUAUGUAGUCUUCAUAUAUUGCUGAAAAUAAAUUAGCUACUUAUUCGUGGAAGGCUUGUAGUGGGAAUCAGUAGGAUCCUCUGAUUUUCUUCUUGCAGCAUAUGAAUCCUCCAUACCACCGGGCUACCUUUUCUGUGUGCCACUAGAUGUCAUAUAGUAAACGACAGUUUGUCAAUCCUAAUAAAUGGUGCUAAUAGACGGUUUUAUAUACUAUGUGCAGGAUGGCAUUCCGUUUAGUUGGCAACACCAGGGUAAAAUUACCAGAUUUUACUAAUUACAUGACGUAAAGUCAUGAUUUUAUAAAGGACACGGAGGCGAGUAUUAGGCUUUAUCUCUUUCUUUAUUCCUCAGCAGCAAAGAAAGGAUAUUGAUAUUUUUAAUAUAGCAAUAACAAAAAGAUAAAACAAAUACCCUUAAGGGUUAACCAUAUAACAUUCCAUAUCCAUUAACCAAUAGGAUCAGUCCUUGUACUAUAUCCCUUCAUGUGAGGUAAACUACUUCCUCUUUCUGGCUGAUGCCGAAGCUGAACACAUCAACAAGGGAAAAAAUUUUCUCAAACUUGGGUAAUCUUUCGUAGGGGUUCCGGCGAAUGUUCCAAAGAAUGUCGAGAUAGUGGACGAUCCCGGUUAUGUCAUCACAGGGUUAAGCUGUAGGAGACAGAGAGAUAUAUGGUAAAAUAUAUUCGAAUAUCGUUGUCAUGCAUAUAUGUUGUACCGGUCCUUAGACAAACGUUUAUAUCUGAAAAACAUUGCUUGCGACAUUCUAGCAUAAAUCAGUCUAAAUUGCAGUUACUACCUUAUAACUUAGAUUCUAAACAUCCAAAAUGCCAUAACUUGUUUAUGAGCGAGUGGGUGGGAAAAAAUGCAUGUACGGCUUACCUUUCAGUGGGCGGGCUAAUACUCGCCUCCGUGUCCUUUAUAAAAUCAUGACUUUACGUCAUGUAAUUAGUAAAAUCUGGUAAUUUUAUUAAAGGACACGGAGGCUCUUAUUAGGCUAGUUUAAAGCUGUGAUAUGACCCUAGAUGAGAUAUGUUCUGUUGGUCUAAAGUAGUAUUCCUUGAACGUCGAUUCUCGGGACCAGUCAGCUGUGCGGAGGAGGUCUUCCAGUUUACAUCCAAUGGAGAAUGCUUUAGAGGCCAUAGCGCCUCUGGUAGAGUGUGCUCCGUAAGCGGCCGUGUCGAUGUUAGCAUUUGACAUUAUCCAUUUCACCCAACGUGUCAGAGUUCCCGUGGAUACUGGUUGAUGAGGUUUCCUCACUGCCAAGAAUAAAUUAUGUGUGUUUGGGUUCCGGAAUGGCUGGGUCCGUAAUUCAUAUUCCUGCAGGCAUGCUACCGGGCAGAGGUUAGCGUUGUGAGGAAAGGAGGGAUAGAAGACUGAAGUGGUGUUUGACUUUGUACGUCUGGUGAUAUUAAACAGGACACCAUCCGGUGUGAAUGAUCGUGCAUCGAUAUCCAAGGCCCUCACGUCUGAUACCCGUUUGCAGGAAAUUAAGCAUAGAAGCAUCGCCAAUUUUGCAGACACUUGUUUGAGUGUUAGGUUCGAGUUUGGGGCCAAUCUUGCAACAAACGAAGGACCAUAUUCACAUCCCAUAGGGCCGUGUAACGAGGUUGUGGCGGACGUGCAAAUUUUAUGCCCCGUAGGAGACGACAGAUCCAUAAGUGCUUCCCAGCCGGGAAACCUUCCCAACCAGUGUGCCCAGCUGAAAUCGCUGACCUGUAGACAUUUAUGGUGCGAUAAGCCAAGCCUUGAUCAUAAAGGGUAGUAAGGAAACCCAAAACCUGGUUUAUAGGAGCACGUAUGGGAUCCACGUGCCGUUCCACGCACCAACUACACCAUGUGUUCCAGGCAUGGGCAUAGGAACGUCUUGUCCCUGGGGCCCAAGCUCCUGCCAAUAAGUCCAAAGUUGCUUGUGAAACAUUCGGCAUGGUCCAGGGUCCCCGGAGAGGAGCCAUGUGAGGAGUCUGAGAUGACCUUGCACCAGAAGUGGAUGAGAGUUCCCAUCGGGGUCUGAUAAUAAUUCCGUGCUCCCUGGAAUCAAUCUGGGGAGGUCGAUUGACAUUUCCAUGAGCGAAGGGAACCAUGGCUGUGCUGUCCAGAACGGUGUUAUCAAAACCAACGAAGCUCGGGAGCGCUGUAAGUGUAGGAGAGUUCGCGCUAUGAGUGAGAAAGGGGGGAAGGCGUAUAGCCUGGUGUUCGGCCAAUUUUGUAGGAAGGCAUCCACUGCCGUGGCGUCUGGGUCCGGUCUCCAGCUGAAGAAUGAGGGGAGUUGAGCAUUCAGUCGGGAGGCAAAAAGGUCGAUGUGCAUCGGUCCCCAGAGUUGGUGGAGCUUCUGGAAUACUGUGCGAUUCAAUCGCCAUGCACUGUUGUCUCGUAAAUGCCUGGAGUGCCAAUCCGCUACGGUGUUGGAGAGGCCUGGGAGGUAUUCCGCCUGUACGGAUAUGUUGCGACUCAGGCAGAAAUGCCAGAAUUCUUUCGCCAAGUUCGUGAGGGUUGAGGACCUUGUGCCACCCAAGUGGUUGAUGUAGCGGACGGCUGAGACAUUGUCCAUGCGCAGGAGUAUGGAACAAUUGGUCGUGUGUCCGAGGAGGCUCCGUAGGGCGAAUGACCCAGCCAGGAGUUCCAAACCAUUGAUGUGGAGUUCUUUUUCUUCGGAAGACCAUUUUCCACCUGUAGAGGUAGGACCACAGCGGGCCCCCCAAUCUGCUCGCGUCGGAUUCUAUGACUAGAUCCGGAGUGGCGCCGAAGAUUGCCUUGCCGUUCCAUGCUUCCAUGUGUUGAAGCCACCAUGCCAGUUCCUCUUUUGCCGCGCAGUCUAGAGGUACAGAAUCUGAAUAGGAGUGACCCAAGCGUAGGUGAGUUGCCUUGAGUUGUUGUAGGGAUCUGUAGUGGAGAGGGCCUGGGAAGAUCGCUUGUAUAGAGGCCGAGAGCAGGCCAAUUAUCCUGGCUAGCUGUCGGAGGGUUAAGACUGGUCGAGUCAACGUCCUCCGGAUUUCCUUCUUGAUAAGUUUUACUUUCGCGGUAGGAAGACUGAGCGUUCCGUGUACUGCGUCUAUAUCGAAGCCUAAAAACUCUAUCGAGUGUGAAGGUUGUAGGAUCGAUUUGUCCCAAUUGAUUAGGAAACCUAGGUUUUGCAAAAGGGUCACUGUCCAGAAUAGGUGUUGAUUCAGUAGCUGUGUGUCUUGAGCCAUGAUCAGCAUGUCGUCGAGGUAUAUGAUCAGACGUACACCUCUGCUGCGAAGGAGGGCAACUACCGGUUUCAGCAGCUUGGUGAAGCACCACGGGGCUGAAGACAGGCCGAAAGGGAGGCAGCGGAAACGCCACAUCGUCUGUUCCCAUUGGAAUUGCAGUAAUUGCUGACAGUCCUCGGCAAUCGGUAUUGUGAGGUAUGCAUCCUGGAGGUCCAACUUUACCAUCCAGUCUCCCAGUCUUAGUAGGUCUCGGAGGCAGUGUAUUCCUUCCAUCUUGAAGUGAUGGUAUGUGACAAAGGCGUUGAGAGGCCGCAAGUUUAUUACUGGCCUCGUGCCUCCACCUUUCUUGGGUACUAGGAAGAUGUUGCUUAGGAACCCGGGGGCGGUAAUGGGAACCCUGUAUAUCGCACAUUUUUUCUCCAGUGUGCGAAUCUCUUUUAACACUAGUUGUUUGUCUAGUGGGGAAAAAACAAUCCGAUGUGGCAAUGAGAGUUGAAUCGGCUGUUGUGUAAAUUCGAUGUGAUAGCCGAGGAUGGUCUCUAGGACCCAUGUAUCUGAGGUUAGGUUGUGCCACGCAUCCUGGAAAUGAAACAAUCUGCCCCCCACAGGUACAAAGGGAAAGGUGCGUAAUGUGGAGUGACUCACCAUAAGGCCGACGGCCAUAGGAGGAUCCCCUGGUUCCGCGUGGAUGCCAUGAUCUGCCCCUGGUCGGGAAGAAUGGUGAUUGUGCCCUCGGUUCGGGUGGGUGGAACCGUGGUGUGGCGGAGCCUCGAUAGCCCCGGAACUGAGUCCGGGAGGGGCGGCCGGACAGACGGCCCCGCUGUCUGCCGGCCCCCCCGAAAACCUUUUGCGAGAACACUCGCUUCAUAUUAUGUUGUGCCUUAUCUAGUGCCGUAAAUGUGUUUACGUAAUUACCCAGGGUCUUAACAAAAUUGUCUCCGAAUAAGAGACCUUUUGCCUGUGUUCCAGGCUCAGAGAUUGCCAAAUGCACUAGUUUUGGCUCGAUUUUCAUCAAUAUGGCUUUACGCCUUUCUGUGGCCAAAGCGGUGUUGGCAUUUCCUAUUAGGCAUAUGCCCCUCUGAAUCCAGCCUCUGAUGGCCAUCAAGUCAAUUGGGGUCCCCCCAGUAAGGGCCGCUUCGACCAUAUCGAAGAUUUUAGCUAUAGGCCCGAGUAUGUCCAGGAUCUUGUCCUGGCAGUGUUUUAAGGAGUAGUCCAAACCCUUCUUGGCCCUCCAACCUGACUUACCCAGGAAUUGGGCGACCUUGGGAUCCACUUCAGGGGUCACGCAAGCCAUGUCUGGGACAGUGGGCCUUGGGCAUUCCGCCCUCAGUUUGCUUCUUGUGGCCUUGUCGAGGGGUUUUCUGACCCUAGUCGCAAUAUAAACGGCCACAUGAGUUGUGGGGUACCACUCCGCUGAACGCGGAUUAUGCAAGGUGUCGGGAUCAAAAAGGGGUUCCCCUUGGGGGUCUAAUACAGCGGACUCAUCCGUCUCGCGCUCCGCGUCUAAAGCUGGAGGCGCGGUGUCGCUGCGUUCGGGGGACGAAUUGUCUGAAUUAAUUGGGUCGAUGUCAUCGGACCCAUCUGAUACCUCCUCUGAGUCCGAGUCGGAGUCGGACGGAUCAGAUAGGGCUUUUGCCCUCUUCCAAGUCCGCACCGUUUUUGCCCGGCGGGGGGCUCUUUUACGUGGGAGCACCACGUCAUCAAUUUCAACAGGGCGCAACCUGUCCGUCUUACUGGUUCUGGAGGUAGCACCUGACAGAUGGUGCGAUUUGCACGUAGCCUUGCGGCCGCUAGGGACCAUAGGCUUGCUAUCAGUGGAUAUAGGGGGUGCCGAGCCCGGGUUGUGACCGGAUGCCCUAAUAGCAGAGGAAAUAGAGUGGGACAGGGUGUCCGACAUCGCCCCCAUGGCGGUAAAAAUGGCCUGUGUAACAGACCUACUCAUCGUGGCAUCCAGGAGCGCCUGGAACUCCUCUGAGUUCACGUGCUCCUGGGAUGCGUCCCCAACUCCCCCAAUGACAGCAGCGUCUGUAGACAUGGCUGUCUUAUCACGCUUGCUGGGUUUAGUAGAGGUGGGAGGGGGGGUAACUGUCUUUUUAUCAGCAGGGGACUGCAUAGUGAUCAGGAAUGUGCACAGUAACAGUAGAGGGAGGCACUGAAAUAAACCGUCACUAUUGGACAAAAUGCACACUUUCAACACUGCAGAGGUUAAUAAAACCAGCAGUAUAGGGCAAGUGGCUGAGCACUUGAGUUAAAUUUAAGGCAGGCACAGUUAUAAAGAGGCACAAAGUAUUUUUGGCACAUAUAAUAUGGCAGCUUACCGAGUGUUCCCUCAGGAAUGACUCCUGGGGGACACUGGUAAGCUGCCCAACACUUCCCUCACCCAAUCAGCUCGCGCCCCUCCCUGUCAGAGUGGCGCGGACCGCGGGCGAAAAGAGCGGCAAAAUUGCCCUCAGUUAAGAUGGCCGCCGCGAUGCGCGAGUGCGGACCGCGCAUGCGCGAGCGGCAGAAACGGCCGCCAAAGAAACAGCCGCCCGCCCGGCGGCGAAACUGCUCGUUCCGGGCCGGGGGGGGUGAGGGGGGGUGGGGAGAGGAUGCCUGAGUGACCCCCACCCGGGGAAGUGGAAUGAGGGACGGGUUAUAAACAACCCGAAAACGGCAGUGCAGGAUGGGGCUUGCCUCAGGGAGGAGGCAAGCACCCUGCACUGGGAAACAGAGUAAAACAAACAGUAGUCAAAUACACAUACAAAUUGAAUAUUAGACAAAGAAAAACUGAUAUUUAAAAUGAACAGUAGAAAACAAUAAUAAUAUGAAUCAGGAGAAAACUGAACAACACAAUAUUUGAGGAGCUGAAAAUAUGUGGUACUUAGCUGAGGCAGCAGCAAAGAAAGAGGAAGUAGUUUACCUCACAUGAAGGGAUAUAGUACAAGGACUGAUCCUAUUGGUUAAUGGAUAUGGAAUGUUAUAUGGUUAACCCUUAAGGGUAUUUGUUUUAUCUUUUUGUUAUUGCUAUAUUAAAAAUAUCAAUAUCCUUUCUUUGCUGCUGAGGAAUAAAGAAAGAGAUAAAGCCUAAUAAGAGCCUCCGUGUCCUUUAAUAAAAUUUUGGUUGUCUGGGUACAUGUAACUGCUAGGAUUGGCUGUGUAAUAGAAACAUAGAAUGUGACGGCAGAUAAGAACCAUUCGGCCCAUCUAGUCUGCCCAAUUUUCUAAAUACUUUCAUUAGUCCCUGGCCUUAUCUUAUAUCUAGGAUAGCCUUAUGCCUAUCUCACGCAUGAAUAAACUCCUUCCCUGUGUUAACCUCUAUGCAUGUACAUGUAACUGCUAUGGUUGGCUGUGUCUGGGUACCCAUGGCUGGCUAUAUCUGAGAAGAUGUGGCUGCCUCUGUGUGGUGUAUCUAUACCUGUGUACAGGUGCUAUUGCCUGCCCUUUCAGAGUGCUUAUAGUCACUGUGCCUGUCUAUGUCUAGGUUUAUACGACUGCCUGUGUCUGGCUGUUUAUAGGUACUUGGCCCAUUGCCAAAGAUCACAUUACCCAUAAGAAAAUAGUCAUUACAUUAUCUUAUUUAGAACUUUAACACUAUGGUGAAUAAAAAAAAUAAAUAAAAACAAGACGAAAGCAAUAGAGGUACAAAAAUUAUUCAUUUGAAAGCAAAACCUGCAGAGUUUGCUCUUUGAUACACAGUGAACAGCAGGGGGAAAGCAUACCCCCAGAACAAGUAAGUCUCUGGCAGAUGAUUAGCCCUAUGCCCCUGGUCUAACGCUCUUUACAGAAUGUGACUGCGUGGAGAGGUGUAUCGUUUACGCCUUCUGUAACCUAGAUGCUCUGUUUGUCUUGUUUCUCCAAUGACUGCCGUCCGCUAUCGGCGAGCAGGCUUGCCGGUAUUGGAAUACCUUCUCCUGACUUCCUGAGUUAAAGUAUUUAGAUGGUGUUUCUUAUUCCCGCCAGGUGUGAAUGAGCAAGGAGGACGCGCCCGCUGCCCUUGCUGACACUGUUCUACGUUUCCUGUGCCAUGAUGACAUAAACACCGUGAAAGAGCUAUGUGCCGACUGGUUCCCCAUCGAGUACGUUUGAUUUAGUUUUUUUGUGUGUAUUUUAUUGGGUUUUCUUUUUCUCGUUUGUGAGAUUCUAACGCAUGGUUUAGAUGGGUCGCCAUGUGCCAUUGAAUCAUAGUUAGUGCCGCUGGGUGUCCAUGUCUACACCAGGUUUUGCUUGCUUUUAUCACUGCAGCUGUUGUGGUCUAUGUUACUAAAGAUGCCCAGCCAGCCCAUGAAAGCCGGAGUGCCAAACAUUGUCAUCUAUUCUCCCUCCGCAGGUACCCGGAUUCCUGGUACAGAGACAUCACAUCCAACAAGAAAUUCUUCUCUUUGGCUGCCACGUACCAUGGACAAAUCAUGGGCAUGAUUGUGGCCGAAAUAAAGAGCAGGACCAAAGUGCACAAAGAGGUGGGAAACAUGAAUAGAUUGCUUUGCAGUCGGUGAAGGCUCACCAUGCUGUGUGUGUAAUCAGGCCACAGGAAGGUGUAAAGCUAUGUUCAUCACUCAAAGAAAAAUUCAAAAAGGGUCAACUUGAUUUGUCUCUGUUUUGCAGGACGGUGACAUUUUGGCUUCUAGCUUCUCCGGUGACACACAAGUAGCUUAUAUCCUCAGUCUUGGAGUGGUUAAGGAGUUCCGCAAGCAGGGAAUUGGUGAGGAAAUGGAACAGUGUGUAAACUGAUAUCAUCAGCCAAUGUGAUAAGAUAAUCUCUUUACUAAGACUGUGUAUGUCUCAUCUAUUUCAUUUAGAAGGAGCUGGUUCCGUUUUAAAAGUAGCAAUAUGUGCUCAGCUUACUUGAUGUUUUUGAAGGUUUUGGUAAAUAGAUUCUAUUUAUUAGAUUCUUGUCCUGAAAAUAAUGCAACAGUAGAGCAAGGACGAUCAUAUCAAUUUGCGAUAUGUACGAUCCUGUUCUCUUUUUCAUUAACAUGCUGGCUAAUAAUGCCUCACAUUUUUUGCAUUUUCAUAAAGUCUUGGUAUGUAGCCAGGACCUGUGGUAUGAGGUGUUAAGUAGUUUCAAAAGUUCUCUCCAUGAACUGGUGAUUGUUUUUAAGUCUGAGGGGUCUUGAGUUUGUUUUAUAUGCUGUCUCAAGGUUGUGCAUGUCUUGGAGCAAUCGGGAGAUCUGGGCAGUUCAUGUCUUCUUUAGAGCAGUGCUUGUAGAAAUAAAGUACCCGCUUAGUAUGCACUUGUGGGCUUCCCACAGAGGCAGUGGUGUGAUGCCCUCUGUGACGUUUUCUGUGAAGUAUUGGGUAAAUCUAGUUUGGGUUUCCUGAGUUAUUAAUGUGUCUGUGAGAAGAGAUUCAUUGAGCCUCCAGUGGGGGUCCCUUGUUAUGGAGAUGUCAGCAUCACGAGGACUGGAGCGUGGUUGGACCAAGUGACUGUGUCUAUUUGGACCUGUUUCAUGUCAGUCAGGUGAUAGUGGGGGAGAAAAAAAAAAUCAAGUUUGGAGUAAGUGUUGUUUGGAGUGGAUUAAAAUGUGUAUUUGCUAUCUAUGGUGUGUAGUGCUUUACAGCAAUCUACCAGUCGGUGUUCGUGUAAAUCCAUGCGUAAUAACAGCAGUAUAUGGACUUAAAGGGUUCCCGAUGAAGAGUCCAGCAAGGGGAGCAGUGCCCUCAUGAUCAGGCAUACCACCAUACCACUAUAGCACGAGAGAGCUCAUAGAGUUGAUUUCAGAAACCUAUGCCGUCUGCAGUUUGGUAGGUAUACGUUUGUGAGGGUGUAGGUUUUGACUAAUGUCUUGCCUUUUACGAAGACAUACCGUCCCUCUCUGUCUACCAUAGCACCGGUGUGAAUUGGAAGGACUUAUGAAUAAGAAUGGCCAUUCCUUUUGGAUUUGUUCUUAGGAUUUUUGCUUGUGUAACCAUCUGUGCAUUGGUGGAUGGCCAACGUAGGGGCACUGCCUUCCCUGCAGCGUGUCUCUCUGUAUAUAAACAUGUGCCACUUGGUUCUUAAAUUGUCUAAGGGCAUGAGAGCGUAUAUCUGGUAUAUGCAGGCCCUUAGCGUUGAUCGAUAGUACGUUGUGUGGCCGGUUUGAAGAGUUGCUUAGGAGUCAUUGGAGUUGGGCAAGUUCUGCAGGUGAGGAGAGUGAUGGGGUCUGUUACUCAACAUCCCAAGUGGAACGAAAAUCCCUGCGUGUAUACAAAGGAAAAUACAAAAAAAAUAACUAAAUGUAAAAACAAGGAUAGGGCGUCGGCAGGAGCGGUAGCCCCGUGCACUAACCAGUCGGCCCAUGGGAACUGUUCUCAACCAAGACUAGGGAGCCUCUGUGACAGAUCCAGCAAAGGUCCAGUGGCAAAAAGAAAUGGGCACACGAGACACUCCCCAUGUUCCCUUGGUCCCGGCUAUCCCUUGUGCAUUGACUCUGAAAGCAAAUGUCCGUGUCACAAUUGCUCAUUCAAUAGAAUGUCAAGGAAAAGGGUCCUAUUAGGACCAUUGCAUCUCCUUUGUUUUUAGCGUCCUGCAUGAGUCGCUCCCACAGCUCUGCCCGUAAGAAACCCUUACCUUCAUCUCUCCUGAGGGUAAUACCCACCCAUUGGCCUGUUACGUCCUAAUGGCUUUCGGUUUUGGCCUUUUUCUAUUUUUGUAAAUACAUACUUAAAGUGAGAACAGUCACUUUCGAAGAUUUUAGUUAUGAAACUUUAAUACUCUGUUUUACAGUUAGAGGCCUAGAUACUAGUUAAUGGGUUAUUUCAUGCAACUGUGAGCUUAAAACGAAUUGUCAAAACUUGGAGCAGAAUACCUGAGUUUUGGAAAAAUCGUCAAGAUUGUCACAUUGAAGAUUUUCUUAAUUUUUUUUUUAAUGCAACACAGCUGUCAGUUUACUGAUUAAGCGCAUAAAACAAAACAAUUUAUUGUUUUUUAUACACAGUAGGCCAAUGAGUACAUUUUUUGGAUAUCUGAUAAUGAUGGGAGUGAUGCCAAACACAAAGCCUAGAAAAAUCUGGGCAUGAGACACAGCCUCGUAAAUCUAGGUCUAUUGGUCGUUUUGAAUAAAUCAUGCUGGCUGAGAUCACUUCAAAUAUAACACAGGCUGGUUUGUGUCAAAGCAAAGUAUGUUUUGAUUAAUUAUUUUCUUUUAAUUUAGGGUGCCCAUCCUUGGACUAAAGUGUACUAGAGAGAACGACAUGCCUGAGUCCAUUUAAACAAUAUAAAUUCCCCAGCAGGUGAAAUCCUUUAUAUGUAUGGAGAGCUAUGACAUGGAAGAACACAAAGGAUUUAUUCACUAAAUAGUGAAUUGUAAUGAAUUAACAACAGAAUUAGCAAAUUGAGGCUGAAAUAGCCAAUCUGUAACUAUAACUGAGUUAGAGGAUUUCUAUCAAGUCUGCAGUCUCCCCCCCACACCCCCUGUUUUGGUAAUUUAGUUAUCUUUUCACUGCAGUUUGGUAUAUAAUGGAUAAACUCCUCUUUUUGACCUUUGAUUCUUUGCUCAGGUUCUCUGCUAUUGGAGAGUUUGAAGAGCCACAUUACUAGUACAGCCCAGGAUCACUGCAAAGCCUUGUACUUACACGUCCUGACCACCAACAGCAGCGCCAUCCGCUUCUACGAGAAUCGUCACUUCCACCAGCACCACUACCUGCCCUGCUAUUACUCCAUCCGAGGUGUACUGCAAGAUGCAUACACUUAUGUCUUGUACCUCAACGGAGGACACCCGCCGUGGACAGUCAUAUAUCCUUUAUGGAACUUUGUCUGCUGCACCCCUUUCUGUCUUACUCAAGGAAUGGUUUUCUGUCUACCCUACUCUGCUAUUUGCUGUUAAGGAACCCCAGUCUAUCUUCCAUUCCACCUUUCAUUACCACACAGUGUUUUAUUCCUAGACCAGAUUUAGUAAGAAUUGAAUGUUGGACAGUGGAAUGCGUAGGGCAACCUGCAUCUCUUGCACACUGUCUUGAUAAUACGACUACUUAAUCUUGAAGUUUUAUUCUUCCAACUUCUGUUCUUUAGUCGAUUUUCUUCUACUCUCCCCCUGUUUGUUAUUCAUUCCUUCCAUACAGGCUGAAUGCACGUGUCUUUUUCUUUAACCUCCCAGCACGGAUUAUUUGCAGCACUUGGGUUCCGCUCUGGCCAGUCUAAGUCCUUGUUCCCUGCCACAAAGGAUCUACCGUCAGGCACACUCGCUACUACGCAACUUCCUUCCCUGGUCCCCCAAGAGUGGGAUUGAGUACAGUCGUACAAUGUGACCACAGGUAACUAAACUAAACUUAUAUCUACAGUAAUCAAGUUAGAUCCGGUUCUGCUUUGAUCUGUUUAUAUUCUAACUCUUACUCUUUCUAACUCCUUCUUGAUCACAUGAUUUUGUCCAUAUUUCCUUCUGCCUACUGUAACAGUUAAUAGGCCCAAAUCAGCAUCCUUGGUACCCCAUGUGUACUGUCAUUUUUAAGCCUUGACCAAUACAUUCAAUAAAAUUCCUUGUUAUUUAUUCACUAAAGAGUCGAUUUCCGUCCCUCUGGACAGACUGACCUUGGCUGUAGCAAAUUAAUGUGUCUAAGUUUGUUCUACAGAUUCCAGAUAUCACGUUUUUUUUUUUUAAAUCCUUGUGUAUACUAAGCUUUGUCAGGUUGUACAUUUGUGGUCACAACUUGUUUCAGCAUGAGACCUCACUCAUAUACAAGCGGACACUUCCUUUACCUACUUUAAUUCAGUGGUAUUUCUCUCUUGUUACAGGGUGUGAGCUUCGUUACACAAGAACAUGACCUGUGGGCAUCCCAGUUUGUCUCCCUGCCCCUUCCGUCAGUCUCAACAUCUCCACCCAUGGGAACAGAACAUUGACCCACUUUCUUAGAGGACUGGUGCUGAAUAUUGCCCUCCUUCGUACAGGGUCCUGAUCUAAUCCCAGCAUGGAUCUGUAGGGUUUAUCACAGGGUCAAUAUUCUUGGCUGUCUAUGCCCUGAAUUUUUAUUUACAUGCAAACAUACACAAAAAUACCCUAUAUGGACUCUGAAUGGGUUCCAACGAAAGGGAUGCCACUUAUUCCUUUUUACUGUUUCUCCUGCUUGUAACUGCUGCUUCCAUGUAAAUUCUCCCCAAAUCAUCCUCUUUAUUUCCGUAGCCUGUUAACCUUUUUAGCGCUGCUCCUGUAACAAAAAGAAAGAGGAUGUAUUAUUAAUAGGUUCUCAUUUUGCAGCCUGGCGCUGCAUGUUUUUCUUUCUUCGGUUUUUUAUGUUUAUGGCUGAAAUACGUCAAAGUCGUUAUUGUGACACUUGCACGGGGUGUCUCAAGCAGAUUGAGUGGAAGACUGUGAACCCAGUCCUCAUUCACAGCCUGGGAGCAUAGCAUUUCUUUACUAUGGC